Coregonus sp. 'balchen' is the source of this 56672-nucleotide messenger RNA. NCBI's taxonomy places the organism in Eukaryota, Metazoa, Chordata, Actinopteri, Salmoniformes, Salmonidae. The record is from the annotation of a GenBank genome assembly.
AUGCCAGUGUUGCCCAAUGGAGGGAAGAUGGUGAGUCAGAGCAUUCAUUAACAUUUUGGAUGUAGUUAUUUUUCCCACCCUUCCCCCUCUCUCCCUCUGUAGUGUUUUCUCUGGGGUGAUGUAAAGGAGAUGGGAUGUUGCUGAUUAGCCUAAAUCCUGUGCUGAGUCAGCUGCUUUAUAACUCGCAGCCCUCUGCCCUUCUGUUCCGUCAGCACCUCCUGCUUUGUUUUGGCUCUCUUCCUCUGCUAGCAGCAAAUUGACAUGAAUCAACCUGCUAUCUGAUGUACUUAUGUAUGUACACAUCAAUCUUUCUUGGUGGUCAGUCACCAACAGUGAACCCUAUGUAGUUUAGCUGUCUGAGGUUGGCCUACUCUACUCUACUGUGUUUCUAUGGUCUGUAGUUUUAGUCUGGCCUGUCUCGUAGAUUUCAGAGAAAAGAUAGUCAUGUUUUUGAUGAGCUGAUACAUCUCAACAUUAAGUUUCCUUUAUAGCUUUGUAUAUCUCUUUUGUCUGCUAUUUCACCCACUUACUCCCUAUUACCUUGUAGCAGUGCAUUGUAAGGCUGCUUCGUAUCUGUGGAGGAAUGGGAGGUCUGGAGGACUGUGUUCGGAUAAGUUGUUGAGCAGACCAUGGCUUCAAGGACACAGAAAAAUAAACUGUUUUUCCUUUGUUCUGUGGUGCAGUCUUUUGCAUCUCCGGUAUAGGCCUAAGCGUCAGUGAAGUGAAACCUAUGUGCUGAGAGUGGAAGUGCAAUAGUCAAUUAAUUGAAUAAAGUGAAUAAAACUCCUGCAAUUAACUCCAUAAAAUAGUAUGCUUUCUCAAUGUUCUGCAGGGAUUUUUUGUAAACAAAAAAUAUUGUUCUGAUCGUGAAUGAAAUUGAUAAUGCCUCAUUUCAUGUGAUUUUACAAAUGUUCUGAAACGAAUAGUUGUAUUUUCAGAAUGCAAUUAGCAGCAGAGUGGAAGCCUAAUGGUGUGUAUAAUUAAUCUGUUUCUUUCUUGUAAGCAUUUUCCCAUCCUGGAGUCUGAUACCUUGUGGGAAUCUGUGGUAGAGAAGAAUAAUCUAUGACAAUUUAGCAUAGACCCUAGUUAUCAUCAUCAUGAAUUCUAUAGUUUAGGCAUUUAGCUAGCAAAGCAUAGCUAGCUAGUUGUUGUGUUAUCCAGCUAACAAUAAUAGUGCUUGUGUUGACACAGCUAUCUCGUUAACUAACGUUAACAUCCUGGGUGUGUCUCACGUAAUACCCUUGGGGUAUGGAUACCCUGAGAACAAGGUUCAGGGAAGAUAAGACCAUCGACCCCAGCUAACGUUACUGUAGUUAGCUAGCUAGCGAUUAGCGACCAUAGCAUAUUUUCCAGCUUUAGGUAGCUAGCUAGUUAGUCAAGGUUAGGAAACUAGCUAGUUAGCUUGCAAGCUAAUCCCCAAAAAACUACAGAUUGCAUGGAAAGUCUAUUCUGUAGAUGGUAACUAGCUAACUAGCCUAGUUGGUACCCCCAACAAAAAUGCCAGCUAGCGUUUACUAGGCUAGCUAACUACCUAUGCUAAAUCGUCCAGCAGAAUUAAUGUAUCCAAUAAAGAAAAACAAAUUGCAUGGAAAACAUACUUUCUCUCUCCUGUAUUGACUUUUUUGACCUACAACACUGUUUCUUUCGCGGCAAUCUUUCAUGUCUGGAUUUUGCACACUGACUUUGACCUUGUUCUUUGCACACUGUUACAUGAUGUCAGAGUGGUAGCCUAAUGGUGUAUAUAAUUCAUCACAGGGAGUUAUCACUCCCACCAUCCUGAUAAUGGGUAGAAAAAUGAAAGCUUUAUCUACAACAGCAGGCCAAACUUCUCUCAUAGUAAUGUGUUAUAUUAAUUCCAUAAAGUUACUAAUCAUUUUAGUAGAUGGAAUAAAUCAUUUUAGUAGAUGGAAUAAAUUGCUGACUGUCUCUUCAGGAUAGGACUUGGGAUCCCAUUAUAGUGAAUGUCAUUAACGCUAAAAUAAUCUUGAAGUAAAUUUGGAUGUGAUCCUAAGUUUUGUAAUCAAAAAGGUAGGCCUAAAUUAGAAUUACGAAAAGUAAACAUGUGCCCUGGGAAAUUAUCUGUCAGCAUUUUCACCUCAAUAUAGGCCUAUCUGCGAUAUCUCAAGGCGGGAUGUAACCUCAACACUGCCACUGUGCCACAUCAACCUAUUGAUGCUGCAUUUCUUAAUUUAAGCUUUUGUUGAAACAAUUACUACUUGUGCUGUCACAUCAUUUGAGUAUUCAGCAGUUUACAGUCUCUUUUCUUCAAUUGACAAUAAGUUACACAACAUCAUCAAUGAACUUGGGCAAGUGGGGGAGGAAUGUUAUCUAAAUGUGCAAACAAUAAUCAGAGCAAUUGAUGAGUUGAAUGAGUUGAAUGAAAUCUAUUUGUAUGUGUUCUUGUGUUCCAGUACACUCGGGUGUGGAUCCCAGACCCAGAGGAUGUGUGGAAAGCUGCAGAGAUCAUCAAAGACUACACAGAGGGAGAGCCCAUCCUGCACCUCAAACUUGAAGAUGAAUCGGUAAUAUACCACCCACUGGAUCAGGCCACAGUUAUUAGAUCCAUAUUAUUUUUUGGAGAAUAUAGCCCUUGCCUAAAGACUCAAUAUGCUUUGGUCUAUUUUGCUGUGCUGUUGUACAUUUAGCAUUUUACAUCAUGCUGUAUUGAAGCAGUUAAUGUGUGUGGGCGCCCAUGCACAUUCAUAAACUUUGGUGCCAUAAAUCAUUAAUCAUGUUUUUGAAGGGAAAACUGCAAGCUCUGAGAGUAAAAUAUACAGCUAUUAAAUUACAAUGCACUAUGCCAAGAGUAGUUUGAAUAUUUCAGCAUAUGAUGAGAUUAUCAUAUCACCUUAUGUAGCAGCAGUAUAUUGCUGUACAUACCUACUCACCCUAUUUAAUACUCCCUGCAGGGUGGGAUUGUCAGGUAUGAUUCAUACACACCUAGAUGCCAUCAUAUCCAUAUCCUUUAACAUAUAAAAAUGCUUAUUUCUCUUCUCAAUAAGCUGUGUGGAUUGUAAUAUUUGUACUAUUCUUAUGGACGGUGCUGCAAUAUGAUUUAAACUGAUAAAGGGAAAAGGGUCUUACCCUUAAAACAGGUACACAUGUGCAAACACUUGGCUUUAAUUAUUUUUUUGUGACAUUUUUGCUUGAACAACUUCUCCUGUUCCAGCCGUUGGAAUACCGCAUUGGACCCAAAGACAACGCUCUUCCCUUCCUCCGGAACCCUGAUAUCCUGGUGGGGGAGAAUGACCUCACAGCCCUCAGCUACCUGCACGAGCCUGCUGUCCUGCACAACCUCAAAGUGCGCUUUACCGAGUCCAAUCACAUCUACACAUACUGUGGUGAGUCUCUAUAACACAUCUCUAAACAGGCUACAUAUGAUGGGGUGAAUCUAUCCAAGUUUAUAUCUCUUCAAAUCUUAUCUUGCCAUCUAUUGCUCUGGUUUAUACAGUGCCAACUAACAUCAAUUAGAUUUGUCCAAUGUGGCUUGUGUUGCUUCUCUUCCAAAAGCCCUUGGCCUGACCUUUUGCUACAAAGUCCUCCAUGUUUACUAGUGUAGCUGGUCUAUUAUACACCAUGUAGGGUUGAGGCUUUUAUUGACCUUACUGGUUGUCUUGUCCCAACUUUUACAAACCUGUCCUCCCAAUCCCCAAUCAGCUAGGGUUCCAUUGACUAAAGCAACCAAUGAUUGCGCUGUAGCCAUGUGUGGAAUUCAUCCUAAACAAAGCAGACAAAAGGAAAUUAGUAUUCACUGGCCAUAGAUAUCACUAGCAUGUUUUAUUAGGGAGAUCUUUCCCCAUAAUAUCAAUGUGUUUUUAAUUACAAUAGUAUGUUGUACUGUACGUACAGUAUGAUAGGAUUAACUAAAUAAGAAGAAUAGUUUGUCUGUUGUCACAGGACAAACAGAGAUUUGUCUUUUUGCUUUAUCCCAACCCCCAAAGACACGCAAAUACACACACACACAUGGAUAUAUGAGAUAUAUUACUAAAUAUAGGUUUAAGUUACUACCGGUUACAGUAUCACUGUGAGUUAUAGUGAUUUUAGAGAGUUGAUCAUUUUAGUUGACUGGCUAUACUAUUCUCUCUAUUCUCCCUUCCCUCACUCCAUCCCUCCUCCAUAGGCAUUGUGCUGGUGGCCAUCAACCCCUACGAGCAGCUGCAGAUCUAUGGAGAGGAGGUCAUCAAUGCCUACAGUGGGCAGAACAUGGGAGACAUGGACCCACACAUCUUUGCUGUGGCAGAGGAGGCAUACAAGCAGAUGGCCAGGUACUGUAUGAGCCUCUGGGUACAGCUAAAUGGUUAUAACACAGGAUUGGGAUACUGUUACUGUAUCAGACCUGGUACAGUUGCCAAUUUCAUAAGCAAAUUAUAUGUAUUAGUCUGCUUUGGGAAGCUAUUGAGUUGUUACUGUGUGGCACAUAGCUGCAUAUCAAGCACUUGAUUAGACUCCUAAUUCAGUUUGAUAUGUAAUUUGAUCGUGUUGGUGUGGGACUGAGGGCCUAAAUAAGCAGUUGAGACAGAGAGAGUGUCUUCAAUGGAAGGUGUGGGUGGAUAAUAACAGUGCUCAGGUCCACAUUAACUGUCACCCUCCUCAAUGCUGUUUUCUCUGACAAGCAAAAUACAAUACCAUGUCCACAUUAAGCUGUAAUCACUGCCUACGUAAAUGCCCACUGCUGUAUUGUCCUGGCAACUCCAGUCAUGCAGAGUCGAUUAGCAUUGUAGGAGUGAUCCAUUGUAUAACUGUAGUGUUAUUGCAAUAUCUGAUAUGGUCCGAUGGUCAGUUACCUUUUUAACUGUAAAUAGCUUACAAAAUGUCUCCAAUGUCUUUCUCUCUCCCUUCUUCCUGUAGAGAUGAGAGGAACCAAUCCAUCAUAGUAAGUGGGGAGUCGGGGGCAGGGAAGACCGUCUCUGCUAAGUACGCCAUGCGGUUCUUCGCCACUGUGGGAGGGUCGGCCAACGACACCAAUGUGGAGGAGAAGGUGCUGGCCUCCAGCCCCAUCAUGGAGGUGAGGAUGGACUGAUCAUCCCAUACUGUAGACCAGCCCAGGCCAGCAAUAUGGCAUACUAGUAAGGGAAAUCGAUGGCAAACGCAAAGUAGUCUAAAUAAUAUAUAAAGUUAGGUUGUCAUGAUCUCCCGAGUGGCGCAGCGGUCUAAGGCACUACAGACCCAGGUCACUACAGACCCGGGUUCGAUCCUGGGCUGUGUCACAGCCGGCCGCGACCGGGAGACCCAUGAGGAGCUGCACAAUUGGCCCAGCGUCGUCUGGGUUAGGGGAGGGUUUGGCCGGCCGGGAUGUCCUUGUCCCAUCAUGCUUUCGCGACUCCUUGUGGCCGGCCGGGCGCAUGCGCGCUGACUUCGGUCGCCAGCUGUACAGCGUUUCCUCCGACACAUUGGUGCAGCUGGCUUCCGGGUUAAGCGAGCAGUGUGUCAAGAAGCAGUGCGGCUUGGCAGGGUCGUGUUUCGGAGGGCAUGGCUCUCGACCUUCGCCUCUCCCAAGGCCGUACGGGAGUUGCAGGAUGGCACAACACUGUAACUACCAAUUGGAUACCACAAAAAUAAAUAAAAAAUACACAAACGUUAGGUUGUCACUAGUUACCAAAGUCAUAAACCCCGCCUAUUUCUACAAUUUAUCUUCUUAAAAUGUAUUUUUAAACUUAACUCUAACCCUAACCACACUGCUAACCUUAUGCCUAACCCUAACCUUAAAUGAAGACCAAAAAACACAUUUUUGUUUUCAUGCAUUUUUAGGAUAAUAUUGCCAAUGUUUGAAAACCGUCACUUUGUAUGAGUUCAUUUCACAUUACUUUUGGGUUGUAAUUCUAUUAUAAUGCUCACAUGAAUGUCAUGCUGAAUAUAUGUUAAUAUCAUUGUCACAAAAAAAUUACUCAAAUUUAGUUGCUAGUAGAAUAACGUUACAAUGCCAAUAUCAUGUGUAAAACAGCUUUGGAACUAAACGUCCCUUACACUGCACUGCUUUUGUAGCACAUUUUGCUUAGUUGUUUCGGUGGGCUGGCCCUAACCUGCUCUCUAAGCGAAUUAUUCCCAUAGUUCGCUUCUGCAGACAGUUUUGUCAACAAGCUGCGGGCGUGGAGGUGUGAUGUUUCUUUAGAAGAAGCCUUGCUGUCGGCAUUUGCUGUCUCUCCUCUCGCUGGCUUAUCGAAAGGGGUUCGUGCUGGGUCAUCUGCAAGCGCAAGUAGCCUGGCUAGAUACGGCUCCCCUGAGAAGAUUCAGAAAAAUGACUUGACAGACUCGGUCCUCUCAAUUCGUAUAUAACGUGAGACACAUUUGAUAGAAGUACCGAAAGUAAAAAAAAAAAGUAUAGUACCGAACCGUUUUUCAUGUUCUAGUAUCGAAAAAGUAGCGAAGUUUCGGUAUAGCAUGCAACACUAUUAGGUGGGUUCUUGUCAAAAUGUAAUCGUGUUAACUUUCUCGGCACACAAAAAGUAUAAUGAACUCCACAUCUUCAGCUGUAACUUUGUGGAGAGUUCAGGCUACACCAAACUAUCAUUUUGAAAACUGUAAGUGAAGAAGCAAGCACAGCAGGAGUCCAUUACCCUCUCUCGCAUUCUGAAUCAGCAGAAACCUUUCUAAACAGCAAAGUCCCUCAGCCUGUGUGGAACGACAAGACCAGGAAAGGCUGCUAGCUAGAAAGAUCUCAGUCUGUCCUUCAGGAAGUUCAGGAGAAGGGCAGUCAGACAUCUCUGAGUCCAUUACCAGCCUCACGUCAGCUAGAUCAGUCAGGGUGAAGAAACCGAAACAGGACAGAUCUGUAUGCAAGGACAGUAUGGCUCAAGCCCCAUCUUGGCAGGUGUCACAGCUCAGAAUUAGGAGCAUUACGACUGUCAAGGUAUAUUACAAGCAGUAAGAAGACUAAAGGUUUUUUGUGUGGUAUGAAGUACAAUAUGAGAGGAUAGAAAUAUAUAUUUUACAGUGGUUAUGAUUUUCUUUUGAUCUCUUUUAAAGAUUUUAUUUUGAAACUCUCACACUUCUUCUGCCCCCUGCUUCUCUUUACAGGCUAUUGGAAAUGCGAAAACCACUCGCAAUGACAACAGCAGUCGUUUUGGGAAGUACAUCCAGAUUGGUUUUGACAGAAGUUAUCACAUCAUUGGAGCCAACAUGCGCACGUAUCUGCUGGAGAAGUCAAGGGUAGUCUUUCAGGUACGUGUAACUCCAUGCUCUUCAGUCUGGGAAGAAAUGGAUUAAGCCCUAACUUGACAUAUUUAUUCCAGACAAUCAAAUAUCAUAAUGAAUUUAUCUAAGUACUUUAAAGAAAUGAAUAGGCCUACAAGAUUAAAUUGCAGCGUGGGGGAACUCCUGAUCUUACAAAACUACCCAAGUAUUUCAUUCACUCAAAAUAUAUGAUUGAUAAACAGUUAGAGGCAGUGCAGGCAAAAAUGUGACUUUCCUGUGUAUUAUAUAUAUUUCCACACUAUGAGGUUGAAAUAAUAGUGUGAAAAUUAUGAUAAUGCCCUUUUAUUGUAAGAGCUGUUGGAAAAGACUGAAAUGUCAGCUUGUUUUGCAAGGUUGCUGUUUUGGACUCCCUGGUGACAUCACCAGGCAGUAUAAGUUUUAAUAGACCAAUAACAAAGAGAUUUUGCCCUCCUCUCUGCCAAUAACAGCUAGUUUUUAGGUUAUAUGUCCCUCCCAUUAGGCUCCUCCAAUUAGGACCCUCACUCAGACUACUCCCAGACAGUCCUAGCAAAAUUCUUGCUUGAGAAAUUGCUUUUUGACCAUUUAAUUGAAAACAAUCACAGUAAGGUACUUAAUUGUUACCCAGAAAUGAUUAUAUAUUGAUGUAAAAUGGCUUUAUUGGUCCUUUAAGUGAUUUCUGUAGUAUAUUUCUGCGUUUUAGGCUGAGGAUGAGAGGAAUUACCACAUCUUCUACCAGCUGUGUGCCUCGGCUAGCUUGCCAGAGUUCGAAGACCUAGCCUUGAGUAAGUGUCACAGAUGAAUAGCCCUCCUGUAGCUCAGUUGGUAGAGCAUGGCACUUGCAACACCAAGGUUGUGGGUUCGAUUCCCACGGGGGGCCAGUAUGAAAAAUGUAUGCACUCACUAACUGUAAGUCGCUCUGGAUAAGAGCGUCUGCUAAAUGACUAAAAUGUAAUGAAGUCUAUAUUCAACUAUGUUUCGUAAGCAAUUAAUUAUCUUUAUGUCAUGUUUACUAGAGGCAAUGAUUUCUCAAACUAAAGGAUUCAGAGAAUAAUGGAGUGCCUAUCAUGCCUGUCAGGGCCUCCUAAUAAGAACACUGAUCUUAUACAUUAAUUUCUAUCGCUACUUACCCCCUGCUUUCAUCCUGAAGCCAGUGCAGAGGAUUUCAUCUUCACAUCACAAGGAGAGAACAUCUUCAUUGAGGGAGUUAAUGAUGCUGAGGACUUUGCGAAGACGAGAGAAGCCUUUACGUUACUGGGUAAGUGUCUGACUGCAUGGGUACAUUCUAAGCUAGUAACACAUCUACAUUAGAACAGGCGUAAAGACUGACUGGGAUUUUGUUCUAAUCACACAAAAGAGAAAUAGAAACAUGUUAUUUUUCAAUCUCCCGAUGGAACAACUGUUAACAUGCACCUUACUCUGGUUAUUUGGCAGGUGUUAACGACAGCAAUCAAAGCAGCAUCUUCAGAAUCAUAGCUUCCAUCCUGCAUCUGGGAAACGUGGAGAUCUGCUCUGAGAGAGACGGAGACUCCUGCCACAUAUUAGUAUGUCACUAUCCAGUCUUAUCCAUCUUAAUUCUGUUUGAGUUUCUAGUUCCACAUCACAGCCCCAAACCAUGUGUCAGGGUGACGUGUAUGCGGUGAGCGAAGUCAAGCGCAGGACACCGAGCUACUGGCAGACGAACUUUACUAGCACAGUAAUAUAAAUACAAACAAACCUCCAAACAGGGAGGAAACAAAAUACGCAUACACCCGAGACUGCCGACCUCACGGAAAACAAUCACACACAAUAACCAAUGAGAGACAGGGGGUUAUAAAGGGAAUACAAUAUAACAUAAUGGGAAACAAGUGAAAACAAUCAGGAAAACUAGACAACCACCGAAACAUAGAUCGGUGGCAGCUAGUACUCCGGGGACGACGAACGCCGAAGCCUGCCCGAGCAAGGAGGAGGGGCAGCCUCGGCUGAUUCCGUGACAGUACCCCCCCUUGAGCCGCGCGCCGACCCCGGCCAUGGGGACGGCCAGGAGGACGCGGAGCAGGGCGAUUCGGAUGACUCCAGUUGAAGUCCCUCAACAUGGAGGGAUCUAGGAUGUCCCUCCUAGGGACCCAGCACCGUUCCUCCGGACCGUACCCCUCCCACUCCACGAGAUACUGCAGGCCCCCCAUCCGACUCCUCGAAUCCAAGAUGGAACGGACUGAGUACGCCGGAGCCCCCUCGAUGUCCAACGGGGGCGGAGGAGCCUCUCGUAUCUCACUCUCCUGGAGUGGACCAGCCACCACCGGCCUGAGGAGAGACACAUGGAACGAGGGGUUAAUGCGGUAAUUAAUGGGCAGUUGUAACCUAUAGCAUACCUCGUUCAAUCUCCUCAGGACUUUAAAUGGCCCCACAAACCGCCGACCCAGCUUCCGGCAGGGCAGGCGAAGGGGCAGGUUUCGGGUCGAGAGCCAGACCCGAUCUCCCGGUGCAUACACCGGAGCCUCACUGCGGUGGCGAUCGGCGCUCGCCUUUUGCCGCCUGAUAGCCCGCUGCAGAUGGACAUGUGCAGCGUUCCAGGUUUCUUCCGAGCGCCGAAACCACUCGUCCACCGCAGGGGCUUCGAUCUGGCUCUGAUGCCAAGGUGCCAGGACCGGCUGAUAACCUAGCACACACUGGAAAGGCGUAAGGUUAGUGGAGGAGUGGCGGAGUGAGUUUUGGGCUAUCUCUGCCCAGGGAAUAUAUCCUGACCACUCCUCCUGCUGGUCCUGGCAAUAGGACCUCAGAAACCUACCCACAUCCUGGUUCACUCUCUCCACCUGCCCGUUACUCUCGGGGUGAAAGCCUGAGGUAAGGCUAAUCGAGACACCCAGACGUUCCAUAAACGCCCUCCAGACCCUAGAGGUGAACUGGGGACCCCGAUCAGACACUAUAUCCUCAGGCACCCCGUAGUGCCGGAAAAACGUGUGUGAACAGGGUGUCAGCAGUUUGUAGGGCAGUAGGGAGACCUGGCAUAGGAAUGAGAUGCCAGGCCUUCGAAAACCGAUCCACAACGACCAAGAUCGUCGUGUUCCCCUGGGAGGGGGGAAGGUCUGUGACAAAAUCCACUGAUAGGUGAGACCACGGCCGUUGUGGAACGGGUAGGGAUUGUAACUUCCCUCUGGGCAGGUGUCUAGGCGCCUUACACUGGGCGCACACCGAACAGGAGGAAACAUAAACCCUCACGUCCUUAGCUAAAGUGGGCCACCAGUACUUCCCACUAAGGCAGUGCACUGUCCGACCAAUACCAGGAUGACCAGAGGAGGGUGACAUGUGAGCCCAAUAUAUCAAUCGAUCGCGAACCUCGAGCGGCACGUACCUCCGACCCUCUGGACACUGUGGGGGAGUAGUAUCGGUACGUAACGCCCGCUCGAUGUCCGCAUCAACCUCCCACACCACCGGUGCCACCAGACAAGACUCCGGGAGUAUGGGAGUGGGCUCAAUGGACCUCUCCACUGUGUCAUAUAGUCGGGACAGGGCGUCUGCCUUAGCGUUCUGUGACCCUGGUCUAUAGGUGAGCUUAAAUACAAAUCGGGAGAGAAACAUAGACCACCUUGCCUGGCGAGGGUUCAGCCUCCUCGCUGCCCGGAUGUACUCCAGGUUACGAUGGUCAGUCAGAAUGAGAAAAGGGUGUUUAGCCCCCUCAAGCCAAUGCCUCCACACCUUCAGGGCUUGAACCACAGCCAACAGCUCCCUGUCCCCCACGUCAUAAUUGCGCUCCGCCGGACUGAGCUUCUUAGAAUAGAAAGCACAGGGCAGAGUUUUGGUGGCGUACCCGAGCGCUGAGACAGCACAGCGCCGAUCCCAGCCUCGGACGCAUCCACCUCAACUUGGAACGCCAAAGAGGGAUCCGGAUGUGCCAGCACCGGAGCCGAGGUAAACAGGUCCUUCAGAUGUCUAAACGCCCUGUCCGCCUCAGCCGACCACUGCAGACGCACCGGACCCCCCUUUAGCAGGGAGGUAAUGGGAGCUGCUACCUGUCCAAAGCCCCGGAUAAACCUCCGGUAGUAAUUGGCAAAACCCAAGAACCGCUGCACUUCCUUCACCGUGGUGGGAGUCUGCCAAAUACGCACGGCAGAAACGCGGUCAAUCACCAUCUCCACCCCUGACGCGUACAACCGAUGUCCCAGGAAGGAGAUGGACUCCUGGAAGAACAGACAUUUCUCCGCCUUCGCAUACAGGUCAUGCUCUAACAGUCUACCAAGCACUCGACGCACCAGGGACACAUGCUCGGCUCGUGUAGCGGAGUAUAUUAGAAUGUCAUCAAUAUACACCACUACACCCUGUCCAUGCAAGUCCCGGAAAAUCUCAUCCACAAAUGAUUGGAAGACUGAAGGAGCAUUCAUUAAACCGUAUGGCAUGACGAGGUACUCAUAGUGACCCGAGGUGGUACUGAAUGCUGUCUUCCACUCAUCUCCCUCCCUAAUGCGCACCAGGUUGUACGCGCUCCUGAGAUCCAAUUUUGUGAAGAAUCGCGCCCCGUGUAAUGACUCCGUCAUACUAGCAAUCAGAGGGAGAGGAUAGCUGUAUUUGAUUGUGAUCUGAUUGAGACCACGGUAAUCAAUACACGGGCGUAAACCCCCAUCCUUCUUCUUCACAAAAAAGAAACUCGAGGACGCAGGGGAAGUGGACGGCCGUAUGUAUCCCUAUCUCAGAGAUUCGGUGACGUAUGUCUCCAUAGCCACCGUCUCCUCCUGAGACAGAGGAUACACAUGACUAUGCGUUAGCGCAGCGCUUACUUGGAGGUCUAUCGCACAAUCCCCCUGUCGAUGAGGUGGUAAUUGAGUCGCCUUCUUUUUACAGAAGGCGAGUGCCAAAUUGGCAUACUCAGGUGGAAUGUGCAUGGUGGGAACUUGGUUCGGGCUUUCCACCGUCGUUGCCCCUACGGAAACACCUACACACCGCCCGAAACACUGAUCAGACCAUCCCUUGAGAGCCCUCUGUUGCCAUGAAAUGUUGGGGUCAUGAGAUGUUAACCAGGGAAGCCCCAACUCCACGGGAAACGCAGGAGAAUCAAUAAAAUACAAACUUAGUAUCUCCUCAUGGCCCUCCUGCGUUUUCAUCCUGAGCGGCGCUGUGACUUCCCUAAUCAAUCCUGACCCCAAAGGGCGGCUAUCUAGGGCAUGGAUGGGGAAGGGCACAUCAACAGGUACAAUAGGAAUCCCUAACUUAUAGGUGAAUUGGCGAUCGAUAAAAUUCCCAGCUGCGCCUGAAUCUACUAGCGCCUUAUGCUGGGAGUGAGGAGAAACCUCGGGAAACACAACUUUAAUACACAUAUGCACAACAGAGAGCUCUGGGUGAGUUGGGUGCCUACUCACCUGGAAUGACUCAUCAGUGCGCUGCUUACCGCCUCGAUUCCUAGGAGGCCCUCCCCAGCACCGACCAGCAGUGUGUCCUCUGCGGCCACAGUUGGCGCAGGGGACGGCCUCCCUCCUGGUCUCUCUCCUGGUCUCCCUAGCACCAGCACCUCCGAGCUCCAUAGGGGUCGGCUCGGAAGUGCUGGGGGAUGGAAUGGACGGCCCUGAAUCCGGACGUCCACGGGUAGCCAACAGGGUAUCCAGACGAAUGGACAUGUCCACCAGUUGGUCGAAGCUGAGGUUGGUGUCCCUGCAGGCCAAUUCCCGACGCACGUCCUCCCUCAGGCUACAUCUAUAGUGGUCGAUGAGGGCCCUCUCAUUCCAUCCCGCGUUGGCAGCCAGCGUCCGGAAGUCCAGCGCGAACUCCUGUGCGCUCCUCCUCCCCUGUCUAAAGUGGAAUAGACGCUCACCCGCCGCUUUACCCUCGGGUGGAUGAUCGAAUACUGUCCUGAAGCGGCGGGUGAACUCCGCAUAGUUGACAGUAGCGGCGUCUAUUCCCCCCCACUCGGCAUUGGCCCACUCCAGCGCCUUGCCGGACAGACAGGAGAUGAGGGCGGACACGCUCUCGUAUCCCGAGGGCACCGGGUGGAUGGUUGCUAGGUAGAGUUCAACCUGGAGCAGGAAACCCUGACACCCGGCCGCUGUACCAUCAUAAGCCCUCGGGAGCGAGAGCCGAAUCCCACUGGACCCCGGAGGUGAAGCGAUGGGCAUCGCCGAUGGUGGUGGUAUCGUUGGAGAAGGCGUAGGCAGACCCUCUCUUUCCCAUCGCCCAAUAGUGCUCACCAACCGUUCCAUGGCGGUGCCGAGAGCCUGGAUCAUGGCCGCUUGGUGUUCGACGCGUUCCUCCAUUGAUCCAGCUGGCACCGCCGCUCCUGCUGACUCCAUGAAUGGUGUGUGAUUCUGUCAGGGUGACGUGUAUGCGGUGAGCGAAGUCAAGCGCAGGACACCGAGCUACUGGCAGACGAACUUUACUAGCACAGUAAUAUAAAUACAAACAAACCUCCAAACAGGGAGGAAACAAAAUACGCAUACACCCGAGACUGCCGACCUCACGGAAAACAAUCACACACAAUAACCAAUGAGAGACAGGGGGUUAUAAAGGGAAUACAAUAUAACAUAAUGGGAAACAGGUGAAAACAAUCAGGACAAACUAGACAACCACCGAAACAUAGAUUGGUGGCAGCUAGUACUCCGGGGACGACGAACGCCGAAGCCUGCCCGAGCAAGGAGGAGAGGCAGCCUCGGCUGAUUCCGUGACACCAUGUAUCUUCUCUAUACCUCAUACCUAAUUUGUUUAUUACAUUUGUGUGUGUGUGUGUGUGUGUGUGUGUUUUUAGAAGAACGACCCUCACUUGACACAUUUUUGCCAGUUGCUGGGGGUGGAGCUGGAGCAGAUGGAGCACUGGCUAUGUCACAGGAAGCUGGUUACCACGUCAGAGACCUAUGUCAAGAACAUGUCCCGCAAACAGGCGGCUAACGCACGCGACGCGCUCGCCAAACACAUCUACGCGCACAUGUUUGACUGGAUUGUGGAGUAUGUGAACAAGUCCCUGCACACCUCCUCCAAACAACACUCUUUCAUUGGUGUUCUGGACAUCUACGGGUAAGACUGUCCACCUGUGCUCCCCAAAACCUCUAAAAACAAAGCUCAACAGUGGGUUGGUUUGAAUUGUGAGAGAAACUUUUUUUGUUGUUAUUUUUUAUUUUUUUGGGGUCAUUUAGCAGACGCUCUUAUCCAGAGCGACUUACAGGAGCAAUUAGGGUUAAGUGCCUUGCUCAAGGGCACAUCGACAGAUUUUUCACCUAGUUGGCUCAGGGAUUAGAACCAGCGACCUUUCGGUUACUGGCACAACGCUCUUAACCACUAAGCUACCUGCCGCCCCACUAACUUGACUGUGUGGUGAGAACCGAUUUUCUAGCCAGCACCAGAAGUCUUCUUUAAGGAGUGAAAUCUCAGCCAUGGUGAAUGUUAAAAUAAUCCCAGGCUUGUAGUUAAUUAACACACUGUGACAGCAGGCACACAGAACAACAUCCCAAUCCCACAUUCUUAAUUUUGCCUUGCAGUUCUGUCACACCAUGUUAUUUGUACCAGGGUACGAAGAAGCUUGAUAUUUGAUGAGUAGAUUUCAUAACUACUCAGUGUGUGUGUGCCCUCGAGUCUGCAGAUGUGCCUCUGUGUCGACGCGAAUGUGUGUGUGUGAGGGCUAUGCGUCUCUCCAGCUAAAUAUGUCCAUCCACUGUGUUUUAAGUGCAUCUUCUCAUUACAGUAGACUAGAGUAUGGAACCAUAUUGACUGGGGGUGCUGUGCUCUUCCUCUGCUUGACCCUGUCUGACUGAAGGCCUAAUUGGUUCCCUGCUGUGGGUUAUAUUAUUGAUAAGGCUAGCUGCUGGGGCAGGGAGGGGAGAGAUACUGAGCUACAGUGGAAACCUCUCCCCAAAUAAGACAUUCAGCAGACACAGCAGCCUGGUUACUUUUACAUGCUUUGCACGAGCAGUGACUCUGAAGACCAGUUUUCCAUGGCCUCUGUCUGUCUAUUCAGCAUUGUAUUUUCAGCUAUCACGUCAGGCAUACAUUUACGUUUACAUUUUAGUAAUUUAGCAGACACUUUUAUACAGAGAGACUUACAGGAGCAGUUAGGGUUAAGUGCCUUGCUCAAGGGCACAUCGACAUAUUUUUCACCUACCUACAUCAGUGGGAUCAAUCAACAUCUCAGUCCUGAAGUCCUGGGUUUUAUUGACAACUGUAACCUUAAAUGAGUGAUGAUUGUUUGGUGCAGUUUUCCUCUAGGCCCGUGAUUUAGAAUCACUGUGUGUUUACAACAGGAUGACGAGACCAGAGACUUCUGACUCACUAAACACUUUAAUGUUUUAUUUUCAUCUGAACAGAUUUGAGACCUUUGAGAUAAACAGCUUUGAGCAGUUCUGCAUCAACUACGCCAAUGAGAAACUUCAGCAGCAGUUCAACCAGGUGAGUUUGAGACUAGAUUGUAAUCUAGCUACCUUUACCUUAGUUUCCAAGGUUCUGUAGAGGAGACGUGACAACUUGUCGCUGUUAACCUCAUGACUCAACAUGUAUUUAUUCAAGUGAAAUAAUUCAUUACUUAGUCUAACUGAUAACCUGCUGUGCUGUAGCUCACUGUGUGGCUGUCUCUCUGUGUCCUCAGCAUGUGUUCAAGCUGGAGCAGGAGGAGUACAUGAAAGAGCAGAUCCCCUGGACGCUCAUCGACUUCUAUGACAACCAGCCUUGUAUCGACCUCAUAGAGGCCAAGCUGGGCAUCCUGGACCUGCUGGAUGAGGAGUGCAAGGUGGAGCACCCUGUCUUACAUAUCAUGUCUUAGUCCAGAGCUCCAGAGUACAUAGUUCGUAACUCAUUAGUGGGCAAGUUUAUAGGGACGAUUGGCCGUAGGAGGACUUAUAGUGCUGGAUGCACUUGAGCAGUCUCAGGUGUUGAACAGUCUUUAGUGUUCAGGGCUGGGGGGAGCGGAGCAGAGCAGAGCGUACUGCUGAUCCCAGCAUUUAUAAACCUCUUGUCUCAGUUAAUGGGACUCCUCCUGCUUUCAUACAGUGGGGAAAAAAAGUAUUUAGUCAGCCACCAAUUGUGCAAGUUCUCCCACUUAAAAAGAUGAGAGAGGCCUGUAAUUUUCAUCAUAGGUACACGUCAACUAUGACAGACAAAUUGAAAAAAAAAAUUGCCAACAAAGGGUAUAUAACAAAGUAUUGAGAAACUUUUGUUAUUGACCAAAUACUUAUUUUCCACCAUAAUUUGCAAAUAAAUUAAUUAAAAAUCCUACAAUGUGAUUUUCUGGAUUAUUUUUUCUCAUUUUGUCUGUCAUAGUUGACGUGUACCUAUGAUGAAAAUUACAGGCCUCUCUCAUCUUUAUAAGUGGGAGAACUUGCACAAUUGGUGGCUGACUAAAUACUUUUUUCCCCCACUGUAUGUACACAGCGUGGCCUGCGUCUGUUUCACCUGCCUGCAUCCAGAUCUUUAUCUGAGUUAAGGCCUUUGGAACAAAACAGAUUACUUAUUUAUUUCACUCAUCCUGUCUCAUCCCGCAUCCCUUUGAAGUUAAUGACAAUAAUUUGGAACAACCUCAAAUACUUAGUAUUCUGAGCACAGGUAACGUGGGUAGAACGUUUUGGUUUUCUCCAUGGUUGUAUAUAAUCUCUCUCCUCUUUCCUUCUUUCCCUCCACCUACUGCUGCUACAGGUGCCAAAAGGGACAGAUCAGAACUGGUGCCAGAAGCUGUACGAUCGCCUUUCAAUCAGCGUCCAUUUCCAGAAACCACGGAUGUCCAACACAUCUUUCAUUGUCAUUCACUUUGCUGAUAAGGUGGGUAGACCCAACGUAGAGACAAAAUGUAUCACAUGAAAAGCACCUGUACGUAUGGCUCUUCAGUUAGGUGAACAUUUGAUGACCCCAAGGUUGAUGGUUGAAAUUUCGUUUGAGAAAAAAAAAAAUUGUUACAGGCCUCAAAGGGUCAAUCUGCGAUUGCUACAUCAAUUUCUUGACAUUUAAAUUCAUGAUAUAUACCCAUUGAUUCUUGAAGAGUAUAACUUGUACAUGCCUCAUGAGGUUAGUCCAACUGUCGUACCCCAUCAGAACCCUUUGUUUGUAAACAACGCAAUUGUAAACACUCUAUAGCCUCAAAACAUGGUUAAAACUAGAACAUUGAAUCUCAUGGAUGGUCAGUCCUUCCAUCAAUAGCUCUUCCUAUGAAUUUGAGAGUGAUUACAUUUCUCAGCCCCAUCCCUUAGUUAUUUACCAAAUCAGUGGCGGGGUGACAGUUUAUUGUUUCAAAUGCAGAUUGACCCUUUAAGCAAGGUAACGUAUUUAAACCAAACUGCUUCAAUAUACCUGCCUGAAUAAUUCGGACAAUCUACAAGUUGUGCUAUUCAAAGGACUUUUAAAGGACAUGACAUGAAUCUCCCUCAUUGCAGGGGCUUUGCCUGAAAAUAAUAAAUGUGAAUAGCCCAUGAUGACUAAACUCAUCAGAGAGGCGCUGUGUGUUAGUGUAACCUCGUCCCUACCGCUUAUAAGCCUGGGAUAUCAACCACUCAACAGUUGGUCUUACUGGGAGUGACCAUAGAAUUCUAUGGGAGUGACCUACUGAGUAAAGUAUUUGUCAUCAUUUAAUUUUAGCAAAUCACAGGACUGCGAGGCGUGGCUCUGUGCUUGUAGUGUGCUAGCGUAUGGGGGAGGGUUAGGGGGAAGGUUUUGUGGGAGAUGAUUGGGUGGUAAAUUAAGCCAAUUAAGCCAAUGCCUAUUGGCUAACAAAGGCCAAGUUUGACGCGUUGGUCCACCAGACUCUUUGCGCAUUUGGGCGGAAUUGUCUGAGAAUGAGAUUAGUAUGAGUAUAGUUUUGGUGUGAGUUGGGUGUUGGUGUGAGUAUAGUGUUGGUGUGAGUAGAGUGUUGGUGUGAGUAGAGUGUUGGUGUGAGUAGAGUGUUGGUGUGAGUAGAGUGUUGGUGUGGUGAGUGUUGGUGUGAGUAGGUGUUGGUGUGAGUAGAGUGUUGGUGUGAGUUGGGUGUUGGUGUGAGUUGGGUGUUGGUGUGAGUAUAGUGUUGGUGUGGUAUGUGUUGGUGUGGUCAGCAGUGUUGGUGUGGUUCGUGUUGGUGUGCGUAGUGUUGGUGUGCGUGAGUGUUGGUGUGGUCGCGUGUUGGUGUGAGUUGGGUGUUGGUGUGCGUGCGUGUUGGUGUGCGUUGGGUGUUGGUGUGGUCUCGUGUUGGUGUGCGUUAGUGUUGGUGUGGUCGCGUGUUGGUGUGCGUCGCGUGUUGGUGUGCGUCUCGGUUGGUGUGCGUUGGGUGUUGGUGUGCGUUGGGUGUUGGUGUGCGUCUCGUGUUGGUGUGCGUCGCGUGUUGGUGUGCGUCUGUGUUGGUGUGCGUCGCGUGUUGGUGUGCGUUUGGGUGUUGGUGUGCGUUGGGUGUUGGUGUGCGUCUCGUGUUGGUGUGCGUCGCGUGUUGGUGUGCGUCGCGUGUUGGUGUGCGUGCGUGUUGGUGUGCGUUGGGUGUUGGUGUGCGUUGGGUGUUGGUGUGCGUCUCGUGUUGGUGUGCGUCGCGUGUUGGUGUGCGUCGCGUGUUGGUGUGCUUCGUGUUGGUGUGCGUCGCGUGUUGGUGUGCGUUGGGUGUUGGUGUGCGUCUGUGUUGGUGUGCGUCGGUGUUGGUGUGCGUCGCGUGUUGGUGUGCGUCGCUGUUGUGUGUGCGUCGCGUGUUGGUGUGCGUUGGGUGUUGGUGUGCUUGGGUGUUGGUGUGCGUCUGUGUUGGUGUGCGUGCGUGUUGGUGUGCGUCGCGUGUUGGUGUGUGCGUACGCGUGUUGGUGUGCAGUAGCGUGUUGGUGUGGUAGCGUGUUGGUGUCCGUUGGGUGUUGGUGUGCGUCUCGUGUUUGGUGUGCGUCGGUGUUGGUGUGGUUGGGUGUUGGUGUGCGUCUCGUGUUGGUGUGCGUCGCGUGUUGGUGUGCGUCCGUGUUGGUGUGCGUCGCGUGUUGGUGUGCGUCGCGUGUUGGUGUGCGUUGGGUGUUGGUGUGCGUUGGGUGUUGGUGUGCGUCUCGUGUUGGUGUGCGUGCGUGUUGGUGUGCGUUCGUGUUGGUGUGCGUCGUGUUGGUGUGCGUCGCUGUUGGUGUGGUCGCGUGUUGGUGUGCGUCCGCGUGUUUGGUGUGCGUCGCGUGUUGGUGUGGUUGGGUGUUGGUGUGCGUCGCGUGUUUGGUGUGCGUUGGGUGUUGGUGUGCGUUGGGUGUUGUUGUGUGCGUUGGGUGUUGGUGUGCGUUAGUGUUGGUGUGAGCAGAGUGUUGGUGUGAGUAUAGUGUUGGUGUGAGUUGGGUGUUGGUGUGAGUAGAGUGUUGGUGUGAGUAUAGUGUUGGUGUGAGUAGAGUGUUGGUGUGAGUAUAGUGUUGGUGUGAGUAGAGUGUUGGUGUGAGUAGACGUGUAGACGUGUACCUAUGAUGAAAAUUACAGGCCUCUCUCAUCUUUUUAAGUGCGAGAACUUGCACAAUUGGUGGCUGACUAAAUACUUUUUUCCUCCACUGUAAAUAAGUUCAGGAGUAAAAAUGUGCUUCACUAGUCACAUAAUAAGUUGCAUGGACUCACUCUGUGUGCAAUAAUAGUGUUUUCCAAUGCCUCGCCAAGAAGAGCACCUAUUGGUAGAUGGGUAUAAAAUUCAAAAGCAGACAUUGAAUAUCCCUUUGAGCAUGGUGAAGUUAUUAAUUACACUUCGGAUGGUGUAUCAGUACACCAAAACAUGCAUCCUGUUUGCAAUAAGGCACUAAAGUAAAACUGCAAAAAAUGUGGCAAAGAAAUGCAUUUUUAUGUCCUGAAUAUGUUUGGGGCAAAUCCAACACAACACAUCACUGAGUACCACGCUUCAUAUUUUCAAGUAUGGUGGUGGCUGCAUCAUGUUAUGGGUAUGCUUGUUAUCGGCAAGGACUAGGGAGUUUUUGGGGAUAAAAAUAAACAGAAUAGAGCUAAGCACAGGCAAAAUCCUAGAGGAAAACCUGGUUCAGUCUGCUUUUCAUCAGACACUGAGAGACAAAUUCACCUUUCUGCAGGAUAAUAACCUAAAACACAAGGCCAAAUAUACACUGGAGUUGCUUACCAAGACGACAUUUUAUGUUCCUGAGUGGCCUAGUUAUAGUUUUGACUUAAAUCGGCUUGAAAAUCUAUGGCAAGACUUGAAAGUGGCUGUCCAGCAAUUAUCAACAACCAACUUGACAGAGCUUGAAGAAUUUUUUUAAUAAUAAUGUGCAAAUAUUGUACAAUCCAGGUGUUCAAAACUCUUAGAGACUUACCCAGAAAGACUCAGAGCUGUAAUCUCUGCCAAGGGUUAUUCUAACAUGUAUUGACUCAGGGGUGUGAAUACUUCUAUGAAUUAGAUAUUUCUGUAUUUAAUUAUUAAUACAUUUGCAAACAUUUCUAAAAACAUGUUUUUACAUUGUCAUUAUGGGGUAUUGCGUGUAGAUGGGUGAAGAAAAAAUAAAUGUAAUCCAUUUUGAAUUGAGGCUGUAACGCAACAAAAUGUGGAAUAAGUCAAGGGUAUGAAUACUUUCUGAAGGAACUGUAAUUACCGUAGUUGAUUAAAUGUUUGCUUAUUUAGUUGUCAGUGUAUUUAGAUGUACUGUAUAUUUCUAUAAGUGCAGUCCAUUACAUCUACAUGACCAGUCAAAAGUUUGGACACACCUACUCAUUCCAGGGUUUUUCUUUAUUUUUACUAUUUUCUACAUUGUAGAAUAAUAGUGAAGACAUCAAAACUAUGAAAUAACACAUGGAAUCAUGUAGUAACCAAAACAGUGUUAAACAAAUCAAAAUAUAUUUUCUAUUUGAGAUUCUUCAAAGUAGCCACCCUUUGCGUGAUGACAGCUUUGCACACUCUUGGCAUUCUCUCAAUCAGCUUCAUGAGGUAGUCACCUGGAAUGCAUUUCAAUUAACAGGUGUGCCUUGUUAAAAGUUAAUUUGUGGAAUUUCUUUCCUUCUUAAUGCGUUUGAGCCGAUCAGUUGUGUUGUGACAAGGUAGGGGGGGUAUACAGAAGAUAGGCCUAUUUGGUGAAAGAUCAAGUUCAAAUAAUGGCAAGAACAGCUCAAAUAAGCAAAGAGAAACGACAGUGAAGGUCAGUCAAUGCGGAACAUUUCAAGAACCUUUAACGUUCUUCAAGUGCAUUCGCAAAAACCAUAGAGCUAUGAUGAAACUGGCUCUCAUGAGGACUGCCACAGGAAAGGAAGACCCAGAGUUACCUCUGCUGCAGAGGAGAAGUUAAUUAGAAUUACCAGCCUCAGAAAUUGCAACCCAAAUAAAUGCUUCACAGUGUUUAAGUCACAGACACAUCUCAACAUCAACUGUUCAGAAGAGACUGCGUGAGUCAGGCCUUCAUGGUCGAAUUGCUGCAAAGAAACCACUACUAAAGGAGACCAAUAAGAAGAAGAGACUUGCUUGGGCCAAGAAACACGAGCAAUCGACAUUAGACUGGUGGAAAUCUGUCCUUUGGUCUAUGAGUCCAAAUUUGAGAUUCUUGGUUCCAACCACUGUGUCUUUGUGAGAUGCAGAGUAAGUGAACGGAUGAUCUCCGCAUGUGUGGUUCCCACCGUGAAGCAUGGAGAAGGAGGCGUGGGGGUGCUUUGCUGGUGACACUGUCUGUGAUUUAUUUAGAAUUCAAGGCACACUUAACCAGCAUGGCUACCACAGCAUUCUGCAGCGAUACGCCAUCCCAUCUGGUAUAGUGGGUCUAUAAUUUGUUUUUCAACAGAACAAUGACCCAACACACCAGGCUGUGUAAGGGCUAUUUGACCAAGAAGGAGAGUGAUGGAGUGCUGCAUCAGAUGACCUGGCCUCCACAAUCACCCGACCUCAACCCAACUGAGAUGGUUUGGGAUGAGUUGGACCUCAGAGUGAAGGAAAUGCAGCCAACAAGUGCUCAGCAUAUGUGGGAACUCCUUCAAGACUGUUGGAAACGCAUUCCAGGUGAAGCUGGUUGAGAGAAUGCCAAGAGUGUGCAAAGCUGUCAUCAAGGCAAAGGGUGGCUAUUUGAAGAAUCUCAAAUAUAAAAUAUAUUUUGAUUUGUUUAACACUUUUUUGGUUACUAUAAGAUUCCAUAUGUGUUUUUUCAUAGUUUUGAUGUCUUCACUAUUAUUCUACAUUGUAGAAAAUAGUAAAAAUAUAGAAAAACCCUUGAAUGAGUAGGUGUGUCCAAACCUUUGACUGGUACUGUACCUCUGUCCCUGGCAGGUUGAGUACCAGUGUGACGGGUUCCUGGAGAAGAACAGAGACACUGUCUACGAGGAACAGAUUAACAUUCUGAAGGCCAGCAAGGUGAGAGCGAAUAAUAUCAUUAAACCACCAGCACAACGUCACAGCCAUAAUAAUACUCCUGCUUAUUUUCCUAUAUCAUAUAGGGGACACUUCCUCCCAAGCUAAACACACUGCCCACGUAACUGGAGAACGCAGGUCACAAAGAAGUCUAUUUUUAAGCUCUAACUGAUUUAAUAUCCAACCCUUUGUCCUUUACUGCUUUUAUGGACUUCUUUCUUGGAAAAGCAGCACUGUUUGAAGCCUCUUUAAGCAGAAAACUGAUUUGGUACAAGCUUUACUUUUACCAAAUUAGUUUACUGCUUAAAGAGGCUUCAGUUUUGGGACAGAGUGAAACUACGCAAAAAAAGUUACAUGAUUUAGAAAGUGGCAAGUUGAAAGCAUUUCACAGGUUCCUAUGCUGGCAAGUAUAGCUUCUAUCAGAUAGUUGUUGUUUAAAGCCAGGCUGACAACUUGACAACACUUCACAUGAACCCUACAGUUUAAAUCCUACUUUACAUUCUAAUUUGAAAUACAUUGAAGGUCAAUUAAGCAGUCAUAUCAACAUUCUACUAUAUUGCAGAUGAACUGUCACAAUCACAACACACAUACACACACACACACACACACACACACACACACACACACACACACACACACACACACACACACACACACACUCUUUCUGGAGGUCCCCUGACUCCUGCCUCUCCAAGCCAAACUCAAACUGUUUGAUAGAAACCUAACUUCAGCUCAUGUUCUCUGCAUGACCUUUGUGAUAUAAGCUAAAUAAGCCAAAUGUGCAUUGGCUUUCUCAGUCAUUUGAAUUCAGUUCAUUUCAACUUUCACACCCCCACUGCCACUCACUCUCUUUGGGACAAAUACCAACUUUAGUUGACUUUGUCUCGUGUUAGUAUUCAGCCAUUUCUUUUUCUUCCAUCUUUUCUCCCUCGCUCCUAAUGUCUCCUCAGCAUUACUAAUGCAACAGGCAUUAAGAGCGUGGAAAUGAGAGGGAAUAUUGAGAGGAGAGAUUUCAUAUUUCAUGUUCUGUCUAAAAGCAUCUCGUCAGUGGAAAGAAAUCCAUUUUCCAUCAGAAAGACACCAAGCUCCAUUGAACAGCAUGGAUAAGUAUAAGAAGGAUUGAAUAGAACAAAUACAUUUCAGAUGCAGUCAAGGUUUCCUGAACAAAAGCAGUGAUGAAGACAUAGCAGGUCCACCCCUGGGGAUUGCAGUCUCAAUAUUGUAAAAUAUCAUGUACUGCAUUUCUGUCUCUCUACCUGUCAUUUCAAUUCCCUUUCUAGUGUGAGUUUUGCACCGUAGUUGUCUCUGAGGCCCUAGCUCAUUAAACCCUCAUAUCUAGCUGAGGAUGACAGUGACAGAGAAACCUGUCAGCAGUGGGGAGCCUUGGAGGACUCGUGAGGGUCAGGAAACUUCCUCCAGCUGAUAAUACUUUCCUCAAUGGACCAUUACUGUAAUAUAUCACAGCCUGAGAGGAGAAGGAGGAUGGAGCAAGGAAUCUCCUCCAUGAAUCUUCAUAAAAUGACCAUAAAUCCAAUCCUACUCGCGGAGAGCUUAUUUUAUUUGCAAGGUUAUGAAGGAAAUAUUUUCCUAAAAACUUUAAUGUUCAUGUCAGAAUGAAACACUCUUGGCAAGUUUGGCAGAGAGAAGUAUGAGAGAAUAGUUAUCAGUAUGGAUAGUGGGACUGGACUGGACCUUAUCAUUAGUCUCAUCACACCAGCCUUAUCUGUGACAGGAAUAUUAAUGUGCCAUCAUCAGUAUUCCCUCUGCAUCCAUCUCUCUCUCUGCCAUGAUCAGAUGUGAUGCUGCUGCUUGAUUGUUACCCUUCACUGGUUCUGCUGAGGAGAUGUGCUUACAGAAUGCUCCUUACUGAAGCCUGAACGCUGGUUUGUUGACGUCCCGUCCAGCCGUGCUCUUCGUUACUGUAGUCUCUUCUUUAACACACACAGCUAUUUCACUGGAUCCUACAGUAUAGCACUAUACAGUAUGUAUCUUAUGAAAAAUAUGUUAAUAAAGAUUUCCCGCCACAUUUGGUGUGGUUUGGGGAUUUGAUGUUGUUAUCCAGCUGUAAAAUGGGUUAUAAUAUAAUCUGUUUUAUGAUAAAUUGUUUGGAUGAAACCCGCUGCUAAACAUAUGAAUGAUUAAUGUGGUUAACUUGUCCCCCAUCUCCCAGUUCCAGCUCGUGGCAGAUCUGUUCCAGGACACUAAUAAAGACAGCAGCAUUUCCACGUCUUCCUCCAGCAAGUCCUCCAGGGUCAACGUGCGGGCGGCCAAACCAACACCCAAAGUCCCCAACAAGGAGCACAGGAAAACUGUGGGCCACCAGGUUAGCAUCCCCUCUGACACUAUGAGGCCUGAGUUCAAUCAACGUGCCUUUGGGCAGGAGUCUGUCUGUGCCAUUGUCAUAGUCCAUUUCUAAAGAGUGUAUUCAACCUUUCUAUAGAAAGCAUUAAGAAAACUUUCUCCAUCGUAGAUGUGUUUAACUUUGCCUUUGUGGUACUUCUCAUCCCCUUCUGUCUGUUUGUUUACUGUAGUUCCGUAGCUCCCUGCAGCUUCUCAUGGAGACCCUGAAUGCCACCACCCCCCACUAUGUGCGUUGCAUCAAGCCUAAUGAUGAGAAGGAGGCAUUCUCGUGAGUAAAUAUUCUUACCUCGACUGUCUUCCCUAAUCAGAUCUAUAAGCCUGUGGUCUCCCACAGCUUAAGAAACAUGUGGUACGGUCAUAGUGAGGUCAUAUCUGCUUAUAUAAGAGAACUCUAAUGAACAUGCAUGUAGUCAGGUGGAAAGACAAUCAGGAGAGAGUACUGUGUGGGAGAGACAGAGAGACAUCACCUGGGUGUACAUGCUGUGUUUAUUCUUUGGUUGCCUUGGCCCUUGUGUAGCCUGAGGUACGGAUUCUGUCUCUCUUGUUGAGUAACUCUCAAGUCCCCUUCAGCACUGUGCAAACUCUGGGGUGGCAGGUAGCCUAACAGUUAGAGAGUUAAGCCAGUAAACGGAGGGUUGUUAGUUUGAAUCCCGGGUCCGACGGGAAAAAUCUGGCGGUAAGUGAGCUAGCAACCAGAGGGUAGCUGGUAUCAAAUCCUAGGUGCCAUUGCCUGCCGUUCUGCCCUUGAGCAAGGCAAUAAACCCCCCAUAACAACUGCUCCAUGGGCACCCAGUGUGUCAGCCCCCUUCUCCAACCUAUGUAUGUGUGUCUUUCGGAGGGGUUGGGAUAAAUCUGAAGUUACAUUUUGGUUGGACCUUUGUACAAUUGACGAAUAAAGUGAUCUUAAUCUUAAUUGUAGACUAGGCUAAAUAAUAUUACCACGAGUAGAACCGCUUCAUGCUGUUCACAGCGUGGUAGCCACUGGACCAAAACAGCAGAGAAGUUGAGCGUCAUGCUUCAAUGCUCUUAGUUGUUGCAGAAAUUGACCCACUGCUAUUUUCUUUCUGCAUCUAUGUCAAAUCGCUGAGUCUACCUUAAUCUUAAUCAUAAAUAUUUAUCUUGCUCACACUGGCACAACCAUGUUGACUAUUACCGGAAACUCUCAUCCAAAAUAAAAACUAUAUUUCUCAAUAAACAAGAAUGGGACAUUUAAACCAGCACACUAGAUAUUUGAGAACUACUUUUUGAAGUAGAGAACUACUAUAUUUGAAACUAAAUUGAACAAAUGCAAUGACCAAUGCAAGAUGGGAUGUUGUCAAUUCAGAUUCUCACAGGCUUUUGUUUUUAAAGGUUGAUUUAGGAAGUGUAUCUGUCUUACACAGCACACAUUGUAGAUGUAGAGUGUUUACUUCAGAAAAACAGGAAAGAAGCAGAGGUCAGGUUAUGUUGGCAUCGUCUUGACGCAUUCUUUAGCAUUUACAUUUUAGCACAAGGGCCUCUUCAAGGGCCUCUAAAUCUAAUGGUGUGCCUGCGUGAGUCACAUGCUGUGGCUGGACUGUAGCAAACGUACUGAAGGCUGUAUGUAAGGACACACAGUCAGUCUUCCCAGGCAGCACAUAGCCGACUAACAUUCACAUCCUCUCAUGUCUACCUAAUGGAGAUGUGCACAAUGCUGAAAGAGAAGUUUAAGCUCAGGUAGGAAGAGAGAAACAGCCUUUACUUGUCUGUGUAUUGUAACUAACCCUCUUCCCAGAAUGCAAGUGGGUUUUCAUUGUGAUGGGGGAACAAUCUAGAAACUUUGUAUAAGUGUUUGCUGCCAUACUGUGUAAAACCGUGUUGCCGAUCUUGCCAAGCCAUCUUGUCAUGAGGACCACAAUGGAAAUAAGUCUGACUUUAUUGUGUUAUCCUCCAUGAUUUUACUCAUUUACGUCUAUGUAUUUUUCAAGUUUGUUUUUAAAAUGGUUGAAUGAAUAAACCUAAACUGAAAACAAAACUUAUUUUGUCCCUGUCUUUGUUGCAGGUUUGAGUCUAGGAGAGCUGUGCAGCAACUGAGGGCAUGUGGAGUCCUAGAGACCAUCCGCAUCAGUGCUGCUGGGUACCCAUCAAGGUAAGAUGCUUCUCAUACACUACUGUUAUAUGGGAGGGCACGCUCUCUGCUGUGUGCAAUAGGUUGUGGAAUCACAGAAAUUAGAUGUAGUCCUGUGUGGGUCAGUUGGUAGAGCAUGGCGCUUGCAACACCAAGACGUAUGGGUUUGAUUCCCGCUGGGGCCACCCCCAAAAAAUAUGCACGCAAGGCUGUAAGUCGAUUUGGAUAAAAGUGUCUGCUAAAUGGCAUAUAUUAUUAUGAUUAUUAUGAUUAUUAUUAUGAUUAUUAUUAUUAUUCUAUUAUAUAUUACAAUAGAAUAGAAUGUGAUUGUUAAGGGUCUCCACUGUGAUGUAAUGGGCUUUCUCGAUCUCCUAAGCAGAGGUGAAAUUGAAUUCCUUCUCUCCUGAGAUGCAUGCUGAGGGAGAACAGGAGGAGAGCAAUUUUACUAAGCUAGCAUAUGGAGUUGUUUUAAGAUGGUCAUACCAUGGAUCAUUUAGAUAUUUGAUUUGGAAUUUUAGGACACGCAUAGGUAUCAAAGAUACAUAUUGAAAAAUGAUUAGAUAAAAUAUUGAAUUUGGCCUUUACUACUAUAGCCUAUAGAAACGCAUUGACUGGGUGAUCUGAAAAGUCAUAGACAAUCGAUCAAUAAUAUAAUAAUACUUUUAGCAAAAAUGUUUAUUUUCAAUUUACAAUCUGUAGAAAAAUGAGAAUAGAAAGGUUCAGAACUUUUGUAAAACAUCAAUGUACAGUUGAAAAAUAUAUGGCAAAUAGAAAUCCAAUAUGGAUGGUGUUAAGAGAUAGAUGGGUGGUGUUGAAUGGAGUUGAAGGAUGGGACUAAUAACAACUAAUAACAACAAGUUAACUAAUGUGAAGCAUACUGUGUCCAUAAUAAGUAUAUAGGUUAUAGGUUGAGAGUUUUUGUGAAAGAGCACAGUUAGAAAGAUAUGGCAUAUAGAAGCAAACCGGAUGGACAUCAUGAAAAUGAUCGGAUAGGUUGAGGGUAGAGGAAGUUCAGGAGUAAAAACAAACAAAAUAGAAUUAUUGUAAAAUUGACUGUGUCCAUAAAAUGUAUAUAGUAUGCAUGGGCUGGAAGUAGAGGCCUAAGCAUUGUUGUUCACUAGUUUACUCCAAUUAGGGAAGGGGUGGUGGGGUUGGAAAGUAAUAAAGGGAUUCUUUUUUUUUUUUAAGGAUAUGUAUAUAUAUUAUUAUUAUAUAUAUUUUUUUGUCAUUUAGCAGACGCUCUUAUCCAGAGCGACUUACAGGAGCAAUUAGGGUUAAGUGCCUUGCUCAAGGGCACAUCGACAGAUUUUUCACCUAGUCAGCUCGGGGAUUAGAACCUGCGACCUUUCGGUUACCGGCACAACGCUCUUAACCACUAUAUGUAUGUAUACAGUUCUCCCCACUGUAUACAUACAUACAGUGGGGAGAACAAGUAUUUGAUACACUGCCGAUUUUGCAGGUUUUCCUACUUACAAAGCAUGUAGAGGUCUGUAAUUUUUAUCAUAGGUACACUUCAACUGUGAGAGACGGAAUCUAAAACAAAAAUCCAGAAAAUCACAUUGUAUGAUUUUUAAGUAAUUAAUUUGCAUUUUAUUGCAUGACAUAAGUAUUUGAUACAUCAGAAAAGCAGAACUUAAUAUUUGGUACAGAAACCUUUGUUUGCAAUUACAGAGAUCAUACGUUUCCUGUAGGUCUUGACCAGGUUUGCACACACUGCAGCAGGGAUUUUGGCCCACUCCUCCAUACAGACCUUCUCCAGAUCCUUCAGGUUUCGGGGCUGUAGCUGGGCAAUACGGACUUUCAGCUCCCUCCAAAGAUUUUCUAUUGGGUUCAGGUCUGGAGACUGGCUAGGCCACUCCAGGACCUUGAGAUGCUUCUUACGGAGCCAAUCCUUAGUUGCCCUGGCUGUGUGUUUCGGGUCAUUGUCAUGCUGGAAGACCCAGCCACGACCCAUCUUCAAUGCUCUUACUGAGGGAAGGAGGUUGUUGGCCAAGAUCUCGCGAUACAUGGCCCCAUCCAUUCUCCCCUCAAUACGGUGCAGUCGUCCUGUCCCCUUUGAAGAAAAGCAUCCCCAAAGAAUGAUGUUUCCACCUCCAUGCUUCACGGUUGGGAUGGUGUUCUUGGGGUUGUACUCAUCCUUCUUCUCCAUUCAAACACGGCAAGUGGAGAUUAGACCAAAAAGCUCUAUUUUUGUCUCAUCAGACCACAUGACCUUCUCCCAUUCCUCCUCUGGAUCAUCCAGAUGGUCAUUGGCAAACUUCAGACGGGCCUGGACAUGCGCUGGCUUGAGCAGGGGGACCUUGCGUGCGCUGCAGGAUUUUAAUCCAUAACGGCGUAGUGUGUUGCUAAUGGUUUUCUUUGAGACUGUGGUCCCAGCUCUCUUCAGGUCAUUGACCAGGUCCUGCCGUGUAGUUCUGGGCUGAUCCCUCACCUUCCUCAUGAUCAUUGAUGCCCCACGAGGUGAGAUCUUGCAUGGAGCCCCAGACCGAGGGGGAUUGACCGUCAUCUUGAACUUCUUCCAUUUUCUAAUAAUUGCGCCAACAGUUGUUGCCUUCUAACCAAGCUGCUUGCCUAUUGUCCUGUAGCCCAUCCCAGCCUUGUGCAGGUCUACAAUUUUAUCCCUGAUGUCCUUACACAGCUCUCUGGUCUUGGCCAUUGUGGAGAGGUUGGAGUCUGUUUGAUUGAGUGUGUGGACAGGUGUCUUUUAUACAGGUAACGAGUUCAAACAGGUGCAGUUAAUACAGGUAAUGAGUGGAGAACAGGAGGGCUACUUAAAGAAAAACUAACAGGUCUGUGAGAGCCGGAAUUCUUACUGGUUGGUAGGUGAUCAAAUACUUAUGUCAUGCAAUAAAAUGCAAAUUCAUUACUUAAAAAUCAUACAAUGUGAUUUUCUGGAUUUUUGUUUUAGAUUCCGUCUCUCACAGUUGAAGUGUACCUAUGAUAAAAAUUACAGACCUCUACAUGCUUUGUAAGUAGGAAAACCUGCAAAAUCGGCAGUAUAUCAAAUACUUGUUCUCCCCACUGUAUAUAUAUGGGGGAUUGGAAGUGAUGCAGACAAUUACAUUGAUGGAAGUUACAAUCUAUCUGCAAUAUUAAAGCUGAUCUACCUCCUAAAAAAAAAAGAGAAAAAAAGACGUUCAUAAAUGGCAAAACAGACAGUGACAAAAUAAAUCAUAAGGAAUAAGGUUUUGAAGUGUCUGUCCUAUUUCUAGAAGUUAUAAGAAAGCUCAGGAAAUAUAUACAUUUUUUGGACACACAUUUAACCCCUUUUUUUGUUGGUACAAAACUACUUCCAUACUUUCAUUAAUUAUUUUAACCAGUACCGGGUUACCUUCAGAUGAGUCCCGUGACACUUGUGGGGGGUUGUAGAUCAAAACGGGGAACACCCUCAUGUUGGUGAGAGUCUCAUCUUUCCAUAGAGUGGUCACAUAGUUUUAUAGUUUGUAGGCCAAACCGUUCUGACGUUUUUGGGAGAAGACCGAUUUUCAGGAUGUUUCCUGGUCUGACAAACAGUGCUGUAGCUCUGCCACUUUCCACAGCAGAUGAGGAAGGCAGACACAGACGGAUGCGGUGGAUUGAGACGCAGCCCAUACAAAAAAAAAACAUCUCUAUCUUAGACAGAUUUUGAUGGUGUUUUUAUUAUGUUAAUUCGAUUUUGACACACAGGUGCGUCAAUCGACUCCUAAGGAUUUUAAAACAGGUAUUUUUCGGAUAUAUUUGUGGUUUGUUUCUUUGACCUGAUUCUCACCCUGUCCUAUGUGAUUCCAGGUGGACGUACCCAGACUUCUUCAACAGAUACAGAGUCCUCAUGAAGAAAUCAGAUAUGACCAUAGGAGACAAGAAGCUGGUGUGUAGGAACCUGCUGGAGACCCUGGUCAAGGUAAGAAAGAGUUGUUUCAGCCCUAAAGCCCCAAGCAAGAUGGGAGAGGAAAUGUACGAAUAGAUAGGAACUUGUUUUUCGUCGGAAGGUAUCUCUUUUGGAUUACUUUUGUUCCUCCCCUGGUUGAAGGAUGUUGUUCUUUUCAACAGAGCUGCCUAACUCCUUCAGGAGCCGUCCAUUGUUACAUUAUUGAACCUACUGCAUGUCUGUUCUGAUACAGUACAUGUUAACUUUUCCAUUGUUGGGAGGAAACAGCCUUGAAUGUAUAACCUGGGGAGUAACAGAGCUGUGGUCUCUAGGAAUGGUGGAGAAUUCAGUAUGCACAGUCUGGGAGGUUUUCUCCAGUGGUGGAAAAAGUACCCAAUUGUCUUACUUGAGUAAAAGUAAAGAUACCUUAAUAGAAAGUUACUCAAGUAAAAGUGAAAGUCAGCCAGUAAAAUACUACUUGAGUAAAAGUCAAAAGGUAUUUGGUUUUAAAUAUACUUAAGUAUGAAAAGUAAAUGUAAUUGCUAAGAAAUACUUAAGUAUCAAAAGUAAAAGUAUAAAUCAUUUAGAAUUCCUAUUAUUUAGCAAAGCAGACAGCACAAUUGUCUUGUUUUUUUAAUUUUCAGAUAGCCAGGGGCACACUCCAACACUCAGACAUUAUUUACAAAAGAUGCAUGUGUGUUUAGUGAGUCCGCCAGACCAGAGGCAGUAGGGAUGACCACGUGUUCUCUUGAUAAGUGCGUGAAUUGGACUAUUUUCCUGUCCUGCUAAGCAUUAAAAAUGUAAUGAGUACUUUGGUUGUCAGGGAAAAUGUAUGGAGUAAAAAGUACAAUAAUUUCUUUAGGAAUGUAGUGAAGUAAAAGUUGUCAAAAAUAUAAAUAGUGAAGUACAGAUACCCAAAAAAACUACUUAAAAGUACUUUUACUUAAGUACUUUACACCACUGGUUUUCUCUUGGUUUCUUGCUUCUCUCCAUCUCUGUACAUGAGCAAGAGUAUAUGGAGUUUAUUCAUGUUAAUACAUUAUUACUGGAAUAUAAUUUUUAGAAGCUUUGGACAGUAUUUAAUGGAUUUCUUAGCGGGGUGGAAACGAAUUAACCUCGUGUUUGAUCAUGCCCACUGAAGUAACUGCCUUGAUGCUCAAUUGAUCGAACUGAAGUUCCAUUUAACCAAAUGAAUUAAUAGAAACAAAAUGGACACGUCUUUCUCUCUCACCAGGACCCAGACAAGUUCCAGUUUGGUAAGACCAAGAUCUUCUUUAGAGCGGGCCAAGUGGCCUACCUGGAGAAGCUGAGGGCAGACAAGUUCCGCUCCGCCUGCAUCAAGAUCCAGAAGACGGUGCGAGGCUGGCUGCAGAGGGUCCGCUACCAGAAGAUCCGGAAGUCUGCCAUCAACCUGCAGAGAUAUGGCCGUGGUUACAUGGCCCGCAGGUGAGAGGAGAAACACUACGUUCUGUUACACUAACAAAGCAGCCGGUCAAUUCAAUUCAAAUAAUUGUAUUUUUCUUGAUAAAUCAGUUCUUGAUAAAUCAGUUGACAAAUCAGUUCUUGAUAAAUGAGUUAUUGAUAAAUCAGCUCUUGAUAAAUCAGUUCUUGAUAAAUCAGUUCCUGAUAAAUCACCCAGUGUCAUGAAUCACUUAUCCCAAAUCGUUUAGUCAGUAUCAGUGGCAGUGUUGUAAAUUCUUUCCUCCUCUUUUUGCCGUCUGUCUCAGGUAUGCGGAGCAGCUGCGUCUAACCCGCGCUACUCUAAUCUGCCAGAAGCAGUAUCGUAUGGUCAGAGAGCGGAGGGACUAUCUGAGAGUGAGACAGGCUGUUGUCACCAUCCAGGCCUUUACCAGGGGCAUGUUAACGCGCAGGAUCUUCCAGGAGGUACUACAACCACAACACUACCUGUCAUGUAACUGGCUCACCUUUUCAUCUUCUCUUUCCUGGGUUUUGUAUAGGGCAAUUCCACGGUAACAGAUUUUUCACUUUAAAAUGUAUACCAAACAAAAACCUAUGAUUGCAAAGUUAAACUAAUCAUACAACUCUUUGCACAAGGACUACUUUAAAAAAGUGUCGACUGACAAUUUUACCAAAACAGAUUUUCUUGAAGAACAGUGCAGAUGCACAGUUUGGUAACAGAAUGACAGUUUGUUGAAAUGUAUUAUCUCUAUCAGGAGUAAAGAGUUCCCUGAGAAGAUGCCUCAGUGUUGGACUUGUUGUCCUGUUUGUGUGUCUGGAACAUUGGAGACUAAGUGCCUCCGAUUUGAAAUGGAAUGUGAUCAGGCGGACCUUGCAUAAAUGCUGCCUUCUAUGGUGCCUUCUCAGAUACACUAGAUUCCCUUUGGAUUGAGAUCUCUAGAAUUUCCCCGACUGGGAAUUCUGGAGUUACCUACAUAUUUCCCAUCACAUUGAUUGUACGGGAUAAUAAAUGGUUCCUUGUCUUUGAUAUCUACCUCCCUUCUCCACCUCCCCAGUUCCUUCUGCACCACAAAGCCAUGAUCAUCCAGAAGCAUGUCCGAGGCUGGCUCACCAAGAGGAAGUUCAGGCGGGCACAGAACGCCGCCAUCACCAUCCAGUGUGCCUACCGCCGCAUGCGUGCCAAGCGUGAGCUGAAACAGCUGAAGAUUGAAGCGAGGUCCGCACAACAUCUGAAGAAGCUCAACUCGGGCAUGGAGAACAAGAUCGUCCAGCUGCAGAGGAAGAUGGAUGACCAGGUACAGUCAAAGUCACAUGGUUCUGACCCAUGACACUUUAUAGGAGUACACUGUUCUGUAAGGCUAGUAGCCUACACAAUGAGUGCCAUUACAUUUACAUUUUAGUCAUUUAGCAGACGCUCUUAUCCAGAGCGACUUACAGUUAGUAAGUGCAUACAUUUUUUCAUACUGGCCCCCCCGUGGGAAUCGAACCCACAACCCUGGCGUUGCAAACGCCAUGCUCUACCAACUGAGCUACACGGGACUGCCAUAAUGCAAAGACGGGUCAAUGAAAGGACAAUAUUUUGACACGAUAUUCAUUUCCAUUUGCAGUCAUAUUUUGGCACAGCUAAAACGUUUAGCUAGACUAAACGCUCUGUAAAUUAUGUUAAAAAGUGAUUGAUUUGAAAUUGAUGUCCCAUAGUAGUAACCAGAGCUCUCUCUCCUGUCUCACUGUUUAGACCAAUGAUCUGAAGACUCAGAAUGAGCAGCUGGUUGUGGCCAAAGCCUCCCUGGGCUCAGAGGUGAACAAGCUGCAGAAGGAGCUGGAGAUUAUGCGCAGUCGCCAGGGAGACGGCAGUCAGCUGACCUCUCUUCAAGAGGAGCUGGAGAAGCUGAGGGCGGAGCUCCAGGAAGCACACACCCACAUGAAGAAGCUGGAGGAGGAGCACAGCAGCGAGAAGAUGGGACUGGAACAGGUGAGCUGUCAAUCACUAAAGGGGCAAAAGUUAAUUUUCCUUUUACAAGCCUGUCACUUGGGAUUUUGUAUGCUGUUAAAAAAUAGUUGAGAGCAAUCCUCUGCAUCCAUAUGAACUAGGAUGAAUGGCGGCUGGACAGUACCUCAAGCUAGGACAGACUUUUUUAUAUUUAGCAGACAGGUUGCCAUAUUUCUCUGUCCAUUUACAUCAUUCAGAGUUAUUGGAGUACUGAACCUUGUAUGUUUUUCAACGUCCUUCUUUUGAAUGAAUAAAAUAUUGUCUGAAAUGCGUUGGUGAAAACAGCCGUUAAGUGCCUGAGUAACUACAGAAAAUGCUUGUAGCAGCGUUUUUACUGAAUGUAAAACACCUGAUUCUCAAGGGAUUUCCUCUAACAAUCUCACAAUGGAUUUAACUGGACUGUAUCAGUGUUCUCCUACUGACCUGAAAGUGAUACAAUGCAUAUCUUUUUGUAUUGUUUUGGCCUCCUGACAGGAAUUAGGAAAGUCAUUGUUAUGUACAUUGGGUGUGGGCUUUUGCAGUGCCCCAGUGGUAAUAGAUACCCCUCUUUGGCCCUUUGAUUCUCUCCAAGUCGGCCAUUUUGUCACAAUGCAGGGGCUGUCCCUGGCUCUCUAGCUCUGUCUGACAUCACUAUGAGAGCCUCACAUACAGUAACUACCGAUUUUUAUAGUCACUUAAAGAGAAACGAAAUAGACCUUUAGCUCACCUGUAGAGGGCCUUUAAAGUAUGUAGCAUCUAUCGUGUUUCAAGGUUCCACACGGAUUGAAGAAGCAAAUGAAAAUAGAUCAAACAAAAUAAAUUGCUCUUGAACUUGUGCUCACGGCCACCCAGCUCCUUCUAAUGUCUCUAUUUCUUUAUUUUAUUCCUGCUCUUGUUCUUUUUUCUUUUUCUUAGAGAGUGGUGGAGCUGGAGAGGGAGAAUUCUAUGCUGAAGAGUGAAAAGGAGGAGAUGAACCGAAGGAUUCUGCGCCACUCCAAGAGCACAGAAGGUGAGUGCUUUUUAGAUCUCCUACACUCUUCAAACCCCUAAAAGGGAAACGAUAGCACUACAGUGAUUUACAGGAGUGGUUGAAGGUAAAACGGUAGACUCACAGUUAGCCCUGCAGUCUGCUAACCCUGCCCUGUGGGGAGGGACGGCUUGCUUCCCCACACAAGAGGGGUUUCUGUUUGGAAGUAGGAUGAGAGAAGCAGAAACUGCAUCAAGUUACGCAGCAGCAAUGUGAGACAUUACUUUUAGUCAGCCAUUGUUUAGCACUGGGUGCACGUGGGGAAGUGUCACCUAUUAUCUUUGAACUAUGUAUCUGUAUAUGUGCUAAAUCUAAAGUCAGGAUGUAUAGGUAGACUAUUGGUUAUUAAUUUUAAAUCCUUUUGUCAAUGGGCUUAUUUUUGUCAAUAAGAAGUCACUUAUGGUUUACAGCAUCAUCAUUUCUGAACAUUACCACUGCUCUGUUAUCUGAAGGCCAUGUGCAAUACUUCAACCAGGAGGUUUCAUCACUGAGCAGUUAAUAAAAGGAGAUCAUUUUACAUAAUAAUGUCACCAGCCACCAGCCAGUCUUCUCUGGUGAAAUUGAAAUAGCUAGCCAGAGGCAGAGUAGAGUUAUUGGUAUAAUCUGCUCUCUUUAUCUGCAGUGUUACGAUAGGGUUCUCUGGGGUCCCCUUGGGAUGAGCGCUAGCACUGUGUACUUCAACAUUAUUGUGAUUUUUCUUUUCUACUGCCAGAAAGAGCAACAUGUUGUCCAGGCUGGUGUAAUAUGGAGCUAGGGAUGUCUGGGCGGCAGGUAGCCUAUCGGUUAAGAGCGCUGUGCCAUAAAGCUUAUUUCUCUCAAAUUGUGUGCACAAAUUUGUUUACAUCCCUGUUUGUGAGCAUUUCUCCUUUGCCAAGAUAAUCCAUCCACCUGACAGGUGUGGCAUAUCAAGAAGCUAAUUAAACAGCAUGAUCAUUACACAGGUGCACCUUGUGCUGAGGACAAUAAAAGGCCAUUCUAAAAUGUGCAGUUUCAAAUCAAAUCAAAUUUUAUUGGUCACAUACACAUAUUUAGCAGAUGUUAUUGCGGGUGUAGCGAAAUGCUUGUGUUCCUAGCUCCAACAGUGCAGUAGUAUCUAACAAUUCACAGCAAUACACACAAAUCUAAAAGUAAAAGAAUGGAAUUAAGAAAUAUAGAAAUAUUAGGACGAGCAAUGUCGGAGUGGCAUUGACUAAAAUACAGUAGAAAAGAAUACAGUAUAUACAUAUGAGAUGAGAUUAGUAAACAGUGACUAGUGUUCCAUUAUUAAAGUGGCCAGUGAUUCCAUGUCUAUGUAUAUACAGUGAGGGAAAAAAGUAUUUGAUCCCCUGCUGAUUUUGUACGUUUGCCCACUGACAAAGAAAUUAUCAAUCUAUAAUUUUAAUGGUAGGUUUAUUUGAACAGUAAGAGACAGAAUAACAACAAAAAAAUCCAGAAAAACGCAUGUCAAAAAUGUUUUUAAUGUUAAUGAGGGAAAUAAGUAUUUGACCCCUCUCCAAAACAUGACUUAGUACUUGGUGGCAAAACCCUUGUUGGCAAUCACAGAGGUCAGACGUUUCUUGUAGUUGGCCACCAGGUUUGCACACAUCUCAGGAGGGAUUUUGUCCCACUCCUCUUUGCAGAUCUUCUCCAAGUCAUUAAGGUUUCGAGGCUGACGUUUGGCAACUCGAACCUUCAGCUCCCUCCACAGAUUUUCCAUGGGAUUAAGGUCUGGAGACUGGCUAGGCCACUCCAGGUCCUUAAUGUGCUUCUUCUUGAGCCACUCCUUUGUUGCCUUGGCCAUGUGUUUUGGGUCAUUAUCAUGCUGGAAUACCCAUCCACGACCCAUUUUCAAUGCCCUGGCUGAGGGAAGGAGGUUCUCACCCAAGAUUUGACGGUACAUGGCCCCGUCCAUCGUCCCUUUGAUGCGGUGAAGUUGUCCUGUCCCCUUAGCAGAAAAAUACCCCCAAAGCAUAAUGUUUCCACCUCCAUGUUUGACGGUGGGGAUGGUGUUCUUGGGGUCAUAGGCAGCAUUUCUCCUCCUCCUGGUCUCAUCUAACCACAACACUUUCACCCAGUUCUCCUCUGAAUCAUUCAGAUGUUCAUUGGCAAACUUCAGAUGGGCAUGUAUAUGUGCUUUCUUGAGCAGGGGGACCUUGCGGGCGCUGCAGGAUUUCAGUCCUUCACGGCAUGGUGUGUUACCAAUUAUUUUCUUGGUGACUAUGGUCCCAGCUGCCUUGAGAUCAUUGACAAGAUCCUCCCGUGUAGUUCUGGGCUGAUUCCUCACCGUUCUCAUGAUCAUUGCAACUCCACGAGGUGAGAUCUUGCAUGGAGCCCCAGGCCGAGGGAGAUUGACAGUUAUUUUGUGUUUCUUCCAUUUGCGAAUAAUCGCACCAACUGUUGUCACCUUCUCACCAAGCUGCUUGGCGAUGGUCUUGUAGCCCAUUCCAGCCUUGUGUAGGUCUACAAUCUUGUCCCUGACAUCCUUGGAGAGCUCUUUGGUCUUGGCCAUGGUGGAGAGUUUGGAAUCUGAUUGAUUGAUUGCUUCUGUGGAUUGGUGUCUUUUAUACAGGUAACAAACUGAGAUUAGGAGCACUCCCUUUAAGAGUGUGGUCCUAAUCUCAGCUCGUUACCUGUAUAAAAGACGCGUGGGAGACAGAAAUCUUUCUGAUUGAGAGGGGGUCAAAUACUUAUUUCCCUCAUUAAAAUGCAAAUCAAUUUAUAACAUUUUUCACAUGCGUUUUUCUGGAUUUUUUUGUUGUUAUUUUGUCUCUCACUGUUCAAAUAAACCUACCAUUAAAAUUAUAGACUGAUCAUUUCGUUGGCAGUGGGCAAAUGUACAAAAUCAGCAGGGGAUCAAAUACUUUUUUCCCUCACUGUAGGGCAGCAGCCUCUAAGGUGCAGGGUUGAGUAACGUGGUGGUAGCCGGCUAGUAAUGACUAUUUAACAGUCUGAUGGCCUUGAGAUAGAAGCUGUUUUUCAGUCUCUCUGUCCCAGUUUUGAUGCACCUGUACUGACCUCGCUUCUGGAUGAUAGCGGGGUAAACAGGUCGUGGCUCGGGUGGUUGAUGUCCUUGAUGAUAUUUUUGCCCUUCCUGUGACAUUGGGUGCUGUAGUUGUCCUGGAGGGCAGGCAGUGUGCCCCCAGUGAUGCGUUGGGCAGACCGCACCACCCUCUGGAGAGCCCUGCGGUUGCGGGCGGUGCAGUUGCCAUACCAGGCGGUGAUACAGCCUGACCAGAUGCUCUCAAUUGUGCAUCUGUAAAGGUUUGUGAGGGUUGAAUUUCUUCAGCCUCCUGAGGUUGAAGAGGCGCUGUUGCGCUUUCUUCACCACACUGUUUGUAGCCAUGAAGUGUUUUGAAACGCUGGUCAUGGCUCACAUCAACACCAUUAUCCCAGAAACCCUAGACCCACUCCAAUUUGCAUACCACCCCAAGAAAUCCACAGAUGAUGCAAUCUCUAUUGCACUCCACACUGCCCUAUCCCACCUGGACAAGAGGAACACCUACAUGAGAAUGCUAUUCAUUGACUACAGCUCAGCUUUCAACACCAUAGUGCCCUAAAAGCUCAUCACUAAGCUAAGGACCCUGGGACUAAACACCUCCCUCUGCAACUGGAUCCUGGACUUCCUGACGGGCCGCCCCCCGGUGGUAAGGGUAGGUAACAACACAUCUGCCACGCUGAUCCUCAACACGGGGGCCCCUCAGGGGUACGUGCUCAAUCCCCUCCUGUACUCCCUGUUCACCCAUGACUGUAUGGCCAGGCACGACUCCAACACCAUCAUUAAGUUUGCCGAUGACACAACAGUGGUAGGCCUGAUCACCAACAACGAUGAGACAGCCUAUAGGGAGGAGGUCAGCGACCUGGCCGUGUGGUGCUAGGACAACAACCUCUCCCUUCACGUGAUCAAGACAAAGGAGAUGAUUGUGGACUACAGGGGAAAAAAAGAGGACUGAGCACGCCCCCAUUCUCAUCGACAGGUUGAGAGCUUCAAGUUCCUUGGUGUCCACAUCACCAACAAACUAUCAUGGUCCAAACACACCAAGACAUUUGUGAAGAGGGCACGACAAAGUCUAUUCCCCCUCAGGAGACUGAAAAGAUUUGGUAUGGGUCCUCAGAUCCUCAAAAAGUUAUGCAGCUGCACCAUCGAGAGCAUCCUGACUGGUUGCAUCACUGCCUGGUAUGGCAACUGCUCGGCCUCCGACCCCAAGGCACUACAGAGGGUAGUGCAUAUGGCCCAGUACAUCACUGGAGCCAAGCUUCCUGCCAUCCAGGACCUCUAUACCAGGCGGUGUCAGAGGAAGGCCCUAACAAUUGUCAAACACUCCAGACACUCUAGUCAUAGACUGUUCUCUCUGCUACCACACGGCAAGCGGUACCGGAGCGCCAAGUCUAGGUCCAAAAGGCUUCUUAACAGCUUUUACCCCCAAGCCAUAAGACUCCUGAACAGCUAAUCAAAUGGCUACCCAGACUAUUUGCAUUGUCCCCCCCACCCCACCCCACCCCCUCUUUUACGCUGCUGCUACUCUCUGUUUAUUAUCUAUGCAUAGUCACUUUAACUGUACCCACAUGUACAGUGGGGAAAAAAAGUAUUUAGUCAGCCACCAAUUGUGCAAGUUCUCCCACUUAAAAAGAUGAGAGAGGCCUGUAAUUUUCAACAUAGGUACACGUCAACUAUGACAGACAAAUUGAGAAAAAAAAAUCCAGAAAAUCCCAUUGUAGGAUUUUUAAUGAAUUUAUUUGCAAAUUAUGGUGGAAAAUAAGUAUUUGGUCACCUACAAACAAGCAAGAUUUCUGGCUCUCACAGACCUGUAACUUCUUCUUUAAGAGGCUCCUCUGUCCUCCACUCGUUACCUGUAUUAAUGGCACCUGUUUGAACUUGUUAUCAGUAUAAAAGACACCUGUCCACAACCUCAAACAGUCACACUCCAAACUCCACAAUGGCCAAGACCAAAGAGCUGUCAAAGGACACCAGAAACAAAAUUGUAGACUUGCACCAGGCUGGGAAGACUGAAUCUGCAAUAGGUAAGCAGCUUGGUUUGAAGAAAUCAACUGUGGGAGCAAUUAUUAGGAAAUGGAAGACAUACAAGACCACUGAUAAUCUCCCUCAAUCUGGGGCUCCACGCAAGAUCUCACCCCGUGGGGUCAAAAUGAUCACAAGAACGGUGAGCAAAAAUCCCAGAACCACACGGGGGGACCUAGUGAAUGACCUGCAGAGAGCUGGGACUAAAGUAACAAAGCCUACCAUCAGUAACACACUACGCUGCCAGGGACUCAAAUCCUGCAGUGCGAGACGUGUCCCCCUGCUUAAGCCAGUACAUGUCCAGGCCCGUCUGAAGUGCAUUUGGAUGAUCCAGAAGAGGAUUGGGAGAAAGUCAUAUGGUCAGAUGAAACCAAAAUAUAACUUUUUGGUAAAAACUCAACUCGUCAUGUUUGGAGGACAAAGAAUGCUGAGUUGCAUCCAAAGAACACCAUACCUACUGUGAAGCAUGGGGGUGGAAACAUCAUGCUUUUGGGCUGUUUUUCUGCAAAGGGACCAGGACGACUGAUCCGUGUAAAGGAAAGAAUGAAUGGGGCCAUGUAUCGUGAGAUUUUGAGUGAAUACCUCCUUCCAUCAGCAAGGGCAUUGAAGAUGAAACGUGGCUGGGUCUUUCAGCAUGACAAUGAUCCCAAACACACCGCCCGGGCAACGAAGGAGUGGCUUCGUAAGAAGCAUUUCAAGGUCCUGGAGUGGCCUAGCCAGUCUCCAGAUCUCAACCCCAUAGAAAAUCUUUGGAGGGAGUUGAAAGUCUGUGUUGCCCAGCGACAGCCCCAAAACAUCACUGCUCUAGAGGAGAUCUGCAUGGAGGAAUGGGCCAAAAUACAAGCAACAGUGUGUGAAAACCUUGUGAAGACUUACAGAAAACGUUUGACCUGUGUCAUUGCCAACAAAGGGUAUAUAACAAAGUAUUGAGAAACUUUUGUUAUUGACCAAAUACUUAUUUUCCACCAUCGUUUGCCAAUAAAUUCAUUAAAAAUCCUACAAAGUGAUUUUCUGGAUUUUUUUUUCUCAUUUUGUCUGUCAUAGUUGACGUGUACCUAUGAUGAAAAUUACAGGCCUCUCUCAUCUUUUUAAGUGGGAGAACUUGCACAAUUGGUGGCUGACUAAAUACUUUUUUUCCCCACUGUACAUAUUACCUCAAUUACCUCAACUAACCGGUGCUCCCGCACAUUGACUCGGUACCGGUACCCCCUGUAUAUAGCCUCCCUACUGUUAUUUUAUUUUACUGCUGCUCUUUAAUUAUUUGUUAUUUUUAUUUUUUACUUAUCUAUUUUUUUACUUAACACUGCAUUGUUGGCUAGGGGCUUGUAAGUAAGCAUUGUAAGGUCUACACCUGUUGUAUUCGGCGCAUGUGGCAAAUAACAUUUGAUUUGAAUUGGACCAUUUCAGAUUGUCAGUGACGUGUACGCCGAGGAACUUGAAGCUUUCCACCUUCUCCACUGCAGUCCCGUCGAUGUGGAUAGGGGGUGCACCCUCUGCUGUUUCCUGAAGUCCACGAUCAGCUCCUUUUUUUUCUUGACAUUGAGGGAGAGCUUAUUUUCCUGGCACCACUCCGCUAGGGCCCUCACCUCCUCCCUGUAGGCUGUUUCGUCAUUGUUGGUAAUCAGGCCUACUACUGUUGUGUCAUCUGCAAACUUGAUGAUUGAGUUGGAGGCAUGCAUAGCCACGCAGUCAUGGGUGAACAGGGAGUACAGGAGGGGGCUGAGCAGGCACCCUUGUGGGGCCCCAAUGUUGAGGAUCAGUGAAGUGGAGGUGGUGUUUCCUACCUUCACCACCUGGGGGCGGCCCGUCAGCAAGUCCAGGACCUAGUUGCACAGGGCGAGUUUCAGACCCAGGGCCCCGAGCUUAAUGAUGAGCUUGGAGGGUACUAUGGUGUUGAAGGCUGAGCUAUAGUCAAUUUUGUCACAGAACACAAUGCCACAGAUGUCUCAAGUUUUGAGUGAGCAUGCGAUUGACAUGCUGACUGCAGGAAUGUCCACCAGAGCUGUUGCCAGAGAAUUGAAUGUUAUUUCUCUACCAUAAGCCGCCUCCAAUGUUGUUUUAGAGAAUUUGGCAGUACGUCCAACCCGCCUCACAACCGCAUACCACAUGUAACCACGCCAGCCCAGGAGCUCCACAUCCGGCUUCUUCACCUGCGGGAUCGUCUGAGACCAGCCACCCGGACAGCUGAUGAAACUGUGUGUUUGCACAACCGAAGAAUUUCUGCACAAACUGUCAUAAACUGUCUCAGGGAAGCUCAUCUGCGUGUUCUUCAUCCUCACCAGGGUCUUGACCUGACUGCGGUACGGGGUCGAAACCGAUUUCAGUGGGCAAAUCCUCACCUUCGAUGGCCACUGGCACGCUGGAGAAGUGUGCUCUUCACGGAUGAAUGCCGGUUUUAACUGUACCGGGCAAAUGGCAGACAGCGUGUAUUGCGUCGUGUGGGCGAGUGGUUUGCUGAUGUUGACGAACAGAGUGCCCCAUGGUGGCGGUGGGGCUAUGGUAUGGGCAGGCAUAAGCUAAAGGAUAACGAACACAAUUGCAUUUGAUCAAUGGCAAUUUGAAUGCACAGAGAUACCGUGACGAGAUCCUGAGGCCCAUUGUCGUGCCAUUCAUCCACCGACAUCCCCUCAUGUUUCAGCAUGAUAAUGCACGGCCCCAUGUUGCAAGGAUCUGUACACAAUUCCUGGAAGCAGAAAAUGUCCCAGUUCUUCCAUGGCCUUGCAAACUCACCAGACAUGUCACCCAUUGCACAUGUUUGGGACGCUCUGGAUCGACGUGUAUGACAGUGUGUUCCAAUUCCCGCCAAUAUCCAACAACUUUACACAGCCAUUGAAGAGGAGUGGGACAACGUUCCACAGGCCACAAUCAAGAGUCUGAUCAACUCUAUGCGAAGGAUGUCGCGCUGCAUGAGGCAAAUAAAUGGUGGUCACACCAGAUACUGACUGGUUUUCUGAUCCACACCCCUACCUUUUGUUUAAGGUACACUAUAUAUACAAAAGUAUGUGGACACCCCUUCAAAUUAGUGGAUUCGGCUAUUUCAGCCGCUACUAUUGCUGACAGGUAUAUAAAAUCGAGCACACAGCCAUGCAAUCUCCAUCAACAAACAUUGGCAGUAGAAUGGCCUUAAUGAAGAGCUCAGCGACUUUCAACUUGGCAUCGGCCACCUUUCCAACAAGUCAGUUCAUAAAAUUUCUGCCCUGCUAGAGCUACCCCGGUCAACUGUAAGUGCUAUUAUUGUUAAGUGGAAAUGUCUAGAAGCAACAACGGCUCAGCCACGAAUGGUAGGCUACACAAGCUCACAGAACGUGACCGCCGAGUGCUGAAGCGUGUAGCUUGUAAAAUUAGUCUGUCCUCGGUUGCAACACUCACUACCGAGUUCCAAACUGCUUCUGGAAGCAAUGUCAGCACAAUAAAUGUUCGUUCAUCGGGAGCUUCAUGAAAUGGGUUUCCAUGUAUUGUAUUUGUAUUUAUUAUGGAUCCCCAUUAGCUGCUGCCGAACAGCCGCACAAAAGUGCUAUUCUUGUGUGUGUACGCCUGUGUGUGAAGGCCUUUUCCUGUUUCAGCAUAACAAUGCCCCCGUGCACAAAGCGAGGUCCAUUCAGAAAUGGUUUGUCAAGAUCGGUGUGGAAGAACUUGACUGGCCUGCACAGAGCCCUGAGCUCAACCCCAUCGAACACCUUUGGGAUGAAAUGGAACGCUUACUGCGAGCCAGGCCUAAUCGCCCAACAUCAGUGCCCAACCUCACUAAUGCUCUUGUGGUUGAAUGGAAGCAAGUCCCCGCAGCAAUAUUCCAACAUCUAGUGUAAAGCCUUCCCAGAAGAGUGGAGGCUGUUAUAGCAGCAAAGGGGGGACCAACUCCAUAUUAAUGCCCAUGAUUUUGGAAUGAGAUGUUUGACUAGCAGGUGUCCACAUUCUUUUGGUCAUGUAGUGUAUCUGUGACCAACAGAUGCAUGUCUCUAUUCCCAGUCGUGUGAAAUCCAUAGUUUAGGGCCUAAUGAAUGUAUUUCAGUUGACUGAUUUCCUUAUAUGAACUGUAACUCAAUAAAAUUGUUGAAAUUGUUGCAUGUUUAUAUUUUUGUUCAGUGUGUAAGUAGAGACUAAGUUGGAAGUGAAUGAAAAUGAUUGAUGUGGACUGGUCCUUUGUGUCUGUGUUUCAGACCAGGAGAGCAGUGCAUCCCAGAGUGUGGGUCGGGUCCAGGCAGAGCUGGAUGAGGAGAGGCAGCGCUACCAGAACCUGCUCAGGGAGUUCUCCAGACUGGAGCAGAGAUAUGACAACCUACAGGAGGCCAAGGUAACUGUGUGCGUGCGCCUGUGUGUGCAUCCGUGCACAUGUGCAUGUAAGUGUCCUAUGCCAAGAUAAUGUCCAAUGGUUCUCUGUCUCCUUCUACCCUUCAGUUCCAACCUGGCCACAGGAGAAACAAUUCUACUCAGAGCAGCCUGGAGUCUGACUCCAACUAUCCUUCCAUUUCUACCUCGGAGGUGGGAGACGCUGACGAUGCCAUCCAGCUCGUAGAGGUAAGACCCUCUUAACCAGUAUGAACCAGUAUAAUCCAGUCUUAUACAGUCUGUACAUAGUUGCUUGUGCUAGGUUUUUGUUGUGACCUGACAUUGUCACCCUGCAGGAGAUGGGAGUGGAGAAGGCAGCAAUGGACAUUGGUGUGUUCAUGAAGCUGCAGAAGCGUGUUAGAGAGUUGGAACAGGAGAGGAAGAGACUGCAAGUCAACCUGGAAAAGAUGGAGGACCAGGCUAAGGGCAAGGUGGGCCCAUGUCUCAGUCUAGUGUAGUGUUCUUUUCUAGCUUGUUUUUGUAUGCUUCUAAAAGAUUUACACAGAAGUUUCUCCCAUUACUGCAGGUUGAGCUUUUGAUCUUAAAAAUAUUUUGUCUUGAAUACCUUUAAGUUUAAGAUCAGGAUCGUGAUUGUGAUCCUCAAGCUUGGUGCUUGGGUAAUAACAUUGCAUAAUAGCUGCCUGCCUCCACCUUAUCAACCCGAAGUGGAAUAAAUACUUUUUACUAUCUUGCUUAGGGAAUUGAUCCAAAGACCACGUCAGAGCAAGAGAGUGAGGACCUGGCCUACAACAGUCUCAAGGUACAGAUCCAUCCACUGCCACACAUAUACACACACUAACAUACAUACAUACAUACACACAUGCACGGACAGUGUGCGGUACUAGUCUGCAGUGGGAUGUCUCUAUUUGUGGUGUUCGAUUUCUUCUUCACUCUGGCUGUUCUGCUGCCUUUGGCCGUCCUGCCUCUGAAACUGUGGGUGAGUAGAACUUCCAGAGGAUAGAGAGAGAUACUGGCAGGCAGGCAGGCAGGGCAUGGGUACAUGGUAGGAUAGAGAGAGAUACUGGCAGGCAGGCACGGCAUGGGUACAUGGUAUAAUUUAGGCAAAAGAGAGCGGUUUGUGGAGAGAGUUGGGUAGAGAUGCCGGUGGGACAGGCAGGAUUUGGGUGAGAGCGAGAGAGAGGUGGGUGGGAAUAGAGUGACGGGGUUGCAGCAGGGAUGCUCUGAUGGGAGGGUGCCAUGUAGAGAGAGAGACCACACUGAUGGGCACCCCUGGGGCAGAAUUUGAUGUUCAGGUAAUGUGUAAAGGGAAAGAACACGCAAACACAGAGACCAUUUUCUUUUAUGUGCCUUGGUGAGAGAGAACCACUCUCUCUUGCUUUUGGCAUGGAUAAUAAAUCAUUAACUUCUAUGGCAUAGUAGAGCUAAACAGUGUGAUUAAGACGGAUGCAUUACAAGAUUAUCAGAAGAGUCCGUCUCAAAGUGCUCUUUGAAUUGAGUCAAGUGAGAGUUCAAAGUACAAGAGAAUACAAUUUUAACAUUUUGCUGUGGAAUACUUACUUCACUUACACUAAAAAUAGCUAAAACGACACUAUUGUAUUGUGAGAGUAAAUAGGUUUUGUUCUUUGCAUUCUGUGACAUGAAUGAUGACUGCUACAGUACUGUAAAUCAUAAACUUUGUAAUAUGAGCAAAAUUUGAAUAUUUGUUUUAUGUUACAACAGAAAUAGAUAUAUGGAAAAUAAUAAAUGAAAAUGUGAUAUGAACUGAAUAUAUGAAAAGAUUUGUACCUGUAACCCCAAAAAAUUGGCCCAUCUCUACAGGGGGCUUGCUUUUUGCAUCUCGGUCAAUAGCACCAUAAUAGCACAAGCCACAUGGUUUAGAUUUGAUAUGGUUUGAGCCAUUAGUCCUACUGUAGCUGAGCAAAAUGUCACUGCAGAGAGAGAGUUGAGCACUAUAAGUCACUGGUACGGUAUCUUAGAAUAUUAAUAAUCUUGUCAGUCUAUCCAUUUAUCAACUGCAGUAGUCUGAAAGCCAAGGGUGGCUUUUACCUACAUUCCUUAGCUCAGGGCCUGCAAGUGAUUUUUAUUUGGGCCCCCAAACGUUUUUGUUUUGGUCUCCCCAACAUUUCCAUUAAUCACUAGGAAUUCAGCUAAAAAUCUGUUUAAUUUAGGAAAUCUGUUUCCAAGUAUUCCCACAAAUAAAAAGACGUGAUCGUGUCUCAAUGUAAUCAAGGUAUGAAAUGAUUUGUUAUUUUCAAAUACAAUCUCUUUUUGGGCUUAGUUGUGGUCACUUUGCAGUGUACAAGUUAUUAUAAUUAUUUUCCGGUCCUUCGACCAUUCGCUCCGACAAUAAUCGGCUCAGGUUGCCUACCCCUGCCAUACUGUAGCUAAAUAGCUACUUGCUAUAGCUAAAAUGAAUAUCAACUACAAAAGGUUUUGAUGUCUCUAAAAAUAUUUACUUACUAAGCUACUCACAAUGAGCACGGUUACAUGCACACAAUAAUACUAUUAUUAUGGAUAGUCAGAUUACUAUAAUAGAUUGUUUAAAACGUUUACAUGCUUUGCAAGAAAAAUGAUUUCCCUAAUAAUCCUGUUUCCAUGGACACAUCUGAAAUCAGGCUUCCUGAUGGGACUCUGAUAAAUGCAGAAAAUCGGUAUUCAAAAUAAACAUUCUAUCAUGGUGACCAUGUUGUUUUUGUGACGCCAAUUUGAUUCUGAGUUUGGAUAUAUAAAGUCUGUUUGCCAAAAUUAUUUGUAAGAUGUAUUCUUUCAGUUUUUCCGAACUCACUUCACUCGCGCAUAAGAGGGAGGCUUGCACUACCGGUGCUGUCACAUGCCUAGAUAAAAUACACUGCUGGAACGCCGACUAAGCUGUUUACAUGUCCUAAUAAUUCAAAAGAUUGCUCAGAAAACCAGGUGGUUUAAUCAGCGUAUGCUUACAUCGAUUAUGACCGUACACCGAUUAAAAUAAGCAGAGUAAGGCGUUUACAUGACUAUUUCCAUACUCGGCCUACUGCCAUAAUCAGUUUAAUAUAAAAUGAUUAGUGUGCAUGUAAACAUACUCAAUGUGGCAGCAAUCACAUAUUAUUCUGCUCUACAGUGAGUGUACAAAACAUUAAGAACACCUUCCUAAUAUUGAGUUGCACCCCCCCCCUUUGCCCUCAGAACAGCUUCAAUUUGUCGGGACUCUACAAAGUGUCUAAAGCGUUCCACAGGGAUGCUGGCCCAUGUUGACUCCAAUGCUUCCCACAGUGGUGAAGGUGGCUGGAUGUCCUUUGGGUGGUGGACCAUUCUUGAUACACACGGGAAACUGUUGAGCAUGAAAAACUCAGCAGCGUUGUAGUUCUUGACACAAACAGGUGUGCCUGGCACCUACUACCAUAACCUGUUCAAAGGCACUAAAAUAUUUUGUUUUGCCCAUUCACCCUCUGAAUGGCACACAUACACAAUCCAUGUCUCAGUUGUCUCGAGGCUUAAAAAUCCUUAUUUAACCUGUCUCCUCCCCUUCAUCUACACUGAUUGAAGUGAAUUUAACAAGUGACAUCAAUAAGGGAUCAUAGCUUUCACCUGGAUUCACCUGGUCAGUCUAUGUCAUGGAAAGAGCAGGUGUUCUUAAUGUUUUGUACACUCAUUGUAUAUUACUUUAUUACUUUUAUUGUUAUCAAUCACUGUCAUUCUUUCCCACAUUGAGCCUUGGUAUUUAAUCACUUUUAUAACCAAUGAUUACCUAAGCUCAAUUUUAGAUUGCCAAUAAAUCUCUUUGUACUUUGGCCGUGUGUUUCCACAGAGGCAGGAGCUGGAGUCUGAGAACAAAAAGCUGAAGAACGACCUGAACGAACUGAGGAAGGCCAUCGCUGACCACGCCUCCCAGAACAGCUCCUCCAAUGAGCUGCAGGACGGCUACAACCUGCUGCUUGGCCAGCUCAAAGCAGCCAAUGAGGAGCUGGAAGUGCGCAAGGAGGAGGUCCUCAUCCUCAGGACUCAGAUUGUCAGUGCAGCCCAUCAGAAAGAGGAGACAACCAAUCACAUCGUAAGUUGACAAACUGGGAGUUAAGUUGACAUGGCUUUGGUUGCCUGUACUUGGGAAAUGCAGCAUUGAUUGUCCAGUUUAUAUGUCCCUGUUUGCUUAUCAAAAGGUUAUCUACAGACACAUUAAGGACGGCUGAUAUACUUUUCUUGUUUGUGACUCUGGUUUGAUGGGCAACAUGAUUAUAAUGUGGUGAAAUUUUAUUGGGUCAAAUCAGCCAUAUGAUGAAAAGCACAUGAUAGUCAGUCCUGUAUAUUAUGGACUUCAGUGACUAGCUUCUUACACAAAACAAAAAAGUUGAAUAAGACAUUUGAUCAAAUGUUACAUUCUAGUUGGGUUCAGACAAAGGUACAUUUUAGUCAUUUAGCAGACGCUCUUAUACAGAGCUACUUACUGUAGUGAGUGCAUACAUUUUCAUACUUUUUCGUACUGCUCUCCCGUGGUAAUCGAACCCACAACCCUGGCGUUGAUACCAGAGAAACUUGUCAUAACAGCCAUGCUCUACCAACUGAGCCACAUGGGACCAUUAAUAUGUAUAGACUAGUAUGUAACUAGAGAGUCUCAUUAUGAGACUUUUGACAGAGACUGGCCUCCAAGUCAGACCUCCAACUGAGAUGGGACUAGGAGUGUAAAAGACUGGGAGUCGAUGGCAGAUCAGUCCUAACAUGGUAAUGUUCCUACAGUGUAUUCAUCUGAAGUUAUGUCCUGAUGAAGAGCGUAACGUUUGGUUUGGGAGCUCAGACUCAAGGACAGGAGACUAGAAAGGACGAUGGUGUGGAAAGCAGAAGAACAAACAGCUUUUAAUCACAGAGGCGUAUCUCUCCAAUUCUCAUUCCCCCUCACGCCUCACAAAGACAUUUCCCUAACAGAGAGAGAGAGAUGUGGCAGAAGGAGGAGGAGAUCACUGUCAGUAUCAUGACUCUCUUUAUGUGGCUGUCUAGUUAAUAUAUCAGACUACUGAGCUGCUCUCUCCCAGUCCCACCUUCUAGGUUAGUGGAGGAUAUGCUUGGCAUGUCAUACUCCUUUGAAGGAUGUGAUUAUGAUUGACAUGUUUUGCCCUCAGAGAUGAUGGCCUGUCUCUCUGAUUAUUCCUUCCCCAAUUGUUUAAGCUGAUUGGUUCAGAUGCUGAGCUAGACUGGUAUGAAAGUGUGUUGAGGACAGUUUUACUACAAUAUACUGUAUGACAGGUUUAUCAGUGAGUAUUAAACACUGAUUGAGUUUGAUCUAAAGAGGAAAAAAGAUUAAUCGAUAAAUGUCUGCAUGAUUCAUUACCUUAUAAAGCAGUUGUAUCCACCAACUCUCUCCCAAUGUCUUUACUACCUCCACGACGCCGUCACAAAUUGACCUGUAUGUCUCGCCCUCUCCUCUUCAUAGGAAACCAAUAACGCGCCUGAAUGGACCGACAGCAAGAAGCCCAUAGACAAGGAGGAGGCUGUGAGGGCCUACCAUGGACUCUGUGAGUCUAAGAAGUACGUUUGUCUUUCUUUACCUCCUAUUGUGAGUGCAGUAAUAGAAAACAAACAGGCCUGUGAUGAAUAUGGACAUUUCUGGUUUUUCUCUCAUACCCACUAGUGCACAGAAUGGGCAGCAAUGUUUUUCAAUGUAAAUAUCACAUUGUUACUUAUGGAUUGACAGGGUGAAAUGGAAAUGGGUUAAUUUGUCACACUGGUGGUUCAGCUUUCAUUCUAUGUGACUACAUACAAUUCCGUAAGUGUUGCCUACUGUAGUUUUGUCCAACUGGAGAUUGCCUAGAGACGUUCACUACUGUACCUCUAUGCCCAGCUUUCAGUUCUACUGCCAACAUCAGUCAGUUGUAGUCCAACAGACACCGCUUAGCUACAGUAUGUUCAACGUAAGAGAAGAUAACAGAAUGACUUUAUUGUCCCCAUGGGGACAUGCGGCUCUGUGCAUACAUAAAAACACAUAAUCAGGGAUUGACAGAGGACACACACAGACAAUAAAAAGUUCAGUUCAUGAGCGAUUUAACGAUCAUCUGCACACUACAGUAUAUACACUAUACACAAUAGAACGCUCUGUCAACUUCAAUGUUAGCUGUAGGCCAGUCCGCUGGUCCUACUGGUGGUUUUCAACGUUCAGGAGCCUUACUACCGCUGGGAUCGUUUGGCUCAAACUCCUGCUAAAGAGGAUGUCUGAGGUCCAUCAGUACCUGACAGACAGACAGACAAACAAACCAAAAAGCUCUUUUAGUGCAGAUUUUUCCAAAUGAAAAUUUUAACUAGGCUAGCCCCGAGAGGCAGUUCAGAAAUAUCACAGAGGGUUGGAAUUUUCCUUUCAGGGUAACAUCAGGUCACCUUUCUGAUCAAAACUGGCCCCAUCAUUCUGAAGUUCUGGUGACAUAUUGAUGGCAAACUGCAAUGCUUUUGAUUCCACCCCAUUGUCGUCGCCCCCCCCCCUCCCCCCUCUCAGAUUACCAGGGAGGGAAGACAUUUGUGUUGCUCAUGAUGAGCCACUCGAAGCACACAGAUUCAUCUCGACUCAGAGCAAUCUUCCAUUCCCUCGUGAUCUAUUCCUGUCCUUUUUAUUUAUCUUUCAUUCUCUGUGUCCCGGCCCGGCUGGAGGAUUCUAGCCUAGACACCAUGCUGAUUUAACAUCUCUGUUGUGUCUGGAGAGCAGAACCUUUUAACCUUUAGGGAAGUGUUAGACAUUGUCGUUAUGGCAACAUGACCCUGCAGAUAGAUGGCAGUAAUGAGAGGCAGGUGGCCAUAUAAUGACACCCUCUCACCCUGCAGAAAUGAUCUGGUUUUAAAAGGGUGAACAUCCCUGUGGGUCUAGGUGCAUAUGGAAGCUUUUGCCUAGAGAGAGGUCCAUCACUGUGCUUUAGAGGAGAUGGUAGUCUGUGUCUGUCUCUGUCUGUCUGUCUGUGCCAGUUCGCGCGUGUGUGUGAGGGCUUUUUGCUAUGUCAGCUAUAAGAUUUUAACUGCAAAAUCUCUGGUUCCUCUUGAGGUUUCUGCUCUACCUCUCUGUGGUGCUAACUCCUCUUGCUCUGUUCUGUUUUCUCAUGUCAAUUUUUUUUCACUUCCAUUUCUCUCCCUUCCACUCUUCCUUCCUCUCUCUUUCUUUCUUCCUUCCUCUCUCUUUCUUUCUUCCUCCCUCUCUCUUUCUUCCUUCCUUCUUCUCUCUUCUUCUUCCUUCCUCUCUUUCUUUCUUCCUUCCUCUCUCUUUCUUUCUUCCUUCCUUCCUCUCUCGUUCUUCCUUCCUCUCUCGUUCUUCCUUCCUCUCUCUUUCUUCCUUCCUCUCUCUUUCUUCCUUCCUUCCUCUCUCUUUCUUUCUUCCUCUCUCUCUCUCUCUCUCUCUCUCUCUCUCUCUCUCUCUCUCUCUCUCUCUCUCUCUCUCUGUCUCUGUCUCUGUCUCUCUCUCUCUCUCUCUCUCCCCCCCCCCUCCCUCCUGCCUUGCCGGCGACAGCAGAGCUUCAGACUGGGGUUAUUUGAAUGAAGAUGGCGAGCUGGGCCUGGCAUACCAGGGUCUAAAGCAAGUGGCCAGGUUGUCGUCUUCUGCUUUCCUUCUCUACUUACUGCCUUCAUGCUUAAUCUCCUACCCUCUUCCUAUGUCUGUGGUAAAAUGGAAAUAAUUUAAUGGGACAAAAAGAAGCUCAAACUGUGGCGGUUAUGAUGUAAAUGACAUAUGAAACCAUAUUGAAUACAGUAAGUCUCCACACUAUGGUACAGGAAUUCUACAAGGUAGAAGUUUGUGAAGGUUUGGUCAGCUUUAGACGUAUUGUAACCACCCCCUCUCUCUUUCGUCUUCUCCCUGUCUGCCCCUCACCUCCUCUCUCCCAGGCUGCUGGAGGCCCAGCUUCAGUCUCAGGCCAGGAAGCACGAGGAUGAGCUGGCGGCGUUCAACACCCAGAUUGAGCUGCUGAAGGAUGACAUAGAGAAGAAACAGGAAAUGCUGAACCACACCAUGUCUCUGUCUCCUGAGGCCCAGGUGGAGUACAGCAUCCAGCAGGAGAUCACCCGCCUCACCAACGACAACCUAGUGAGUACAAUAUCUACCCCCCCCACUCCAUCCAUAGAAUCUUAUUCAUAAUGAGCUAAAAGGUUAAACUAAUCCUAUAUCAGCACUCCUCCUCUGAGACUCUUUGUGAAUACGGGCCCAAGGACACCUAUUGGCCCAGAGCUCUGUUGUGUUGACUGUCUUGAAUGUUUCUGCUACUACAGGACUUAAAAGAGCUUGUGGAGAAACUGGAGAAGAACGAGAGGAAGCUGAAGAAGCAGCUGAGGAUUUACAUGAAGAAAGUACCAGAGGUGGAAGGUGAGAGAGCUGGAGGUACUAAUGAAUAUUGUCUGUAUUGGUCUCACUGAGCUGUAAUAAAGGCCUACUGAUGGACCUACAGUAUGAUGGUUAAUAUGCAUUACUAUGACUGUUAUUGCAAUAUUAGUGACCACUUUGUCUUCUUCCCUGUCUGGUGUCUGUGACUGCAGCAUCAUCCCAGUCCACCAAGGCCAAGCCACAGCUGACCCGCCAGGUGACUGUCCAGCGCAGAGAGAAGGACUUUGAGGGCAUGCUGGAGUACUACAAGGAGGAUGAGGCCCUGCUGGUCAAAACACUCAUCACUGGUACGAUGUGGCAACUCAAAUCAGCUAUGAUAGGACAGCAUCACAAGUACAACACCUGUCCAGUCCAGAACAUAUCAUUAUAUUCUCAAAUCCACACGAUGACUACAAUGAUCACUGGAAUAGUGGAUGAACUUGUUCCAAUGUUAUUGAAAUGUAAUAUUAUUGUAAUAACUGCAUGUUAUUGAAAUGUAAUGUUAUUGUAAUAACUGUAUGUUAUUGUGACCUAAAAUGUGCUGUUUGGUGUUUCCAGAAAUGAAGCCCCAGGCUGUAUCAGCCACAGUUCCCUGUCUACCUGCCUACAUCCUCUUCAUGUGCAUCCGCCAUGCAGACUACAUCAACGAUGACCAGAAGGUCCACUCUCUGCUCACCUCCUCCAUCAACGCCAUCAAGAAGGUCCUCAAGGUAUAGAUACAGAGUUCUAUUCACACAUAUGGAUGGAGACUUCACACAUACUUUAAUAUCUGUUUGCAAUGGAUCUUUGGAAGUCAAUUGCGAGGAAAGAUUGGUCAGAAAUACAGUACAGCGAUUCUGGUAUUUAACACACUUUCAUUUUACAAUUCCACUGCAGAAAAACAAUAAUGACUUUGAGAUGACCUCCUUCUGGCUGGCCAACACGAGUCGUCUGCUGCACUGUCUCAAACAGUACAGUGGAGAUGAGGUGAGACUUAUUGAUCUUUCAGAGAUUAUUGUGCUCAUUAUAAACUGUGAAGAGAUGCUAGAUGUUCAGUACUUGAGCUCAUUGAAAUAUACAAUCGGAUUACUCCUUGAUCUCUCUACAUACACAAUGCAUUUUAAAGAUUACAGACUUUUCUAGAGCAACAUAAAUACACUUGUUGUAAACACUCUACAAAAUGUAACUCUCUACAACUGUCAUCCCUGUCUUGUUGUGUGUUCCCAGGCCUUUAUGACUCAGAACACAGCCAAGCAGAAUGAGCACUGUCUGAAGAACUUUGACCUGGCAGAGUACCGCCAGGUGCUGAGUGAUCUCUCCAUUCAGAUCUACCAGCAGCUCAUCAAGGUGGCAGAGCACAUGAUGCAGCCCAUGAUCGGUGAGGAGCUGGGGGAGCUAAGGGCCAAGAGCUGUAUGGUCCAGAAGUUAGGGACAAUGGAAUUGGAAAUGGACCAACUUAUUCUUCAUUCUGGGUUGAUUGUACCGCUGUUUUCACAUUGAAGAAUUACUUACAUGAUAUUAGACUUUUAUACUGUAUUCCCUUAUAUUACUGAUCUACAUAUAGUUCAGUACUUAGGUUUCCUAAAUUGAGAAAAGUUAACCAAUGAAACCUAUAGAAAUGUAUGAAUGAAUGAAUACGUUGCAUGAAAGACUAUCUCCUUCCUUCCCCCGGGCAGUGUCGGCCAUGUUGGAGAGUGAGAGCAUCCCCAGCCUGGCGGGAGUAAAGCCCAUGGGUUACAGGAACCGCUCCUCCAGUAUGGACGGGGAGGGCCCAGGGAGCUACACCCUGGAGGCCCUGAUCAAACAGCUGGGCCAGUUCCACGGUGUGAUGGGCGAGCAUGGCCUGGACCCAGAGAUAGCAAGCCAGGUGGUCCGGCAACUGUUCUACAGCAUCAACGCUAUCACCCUCAACAACCUGCUGCUCAGGAAAGACGUCUGCUCCUGGAGCACUGGCAUGCAGCUCAGGUAUGUUUACAUAUAUACAGAACCUUGCUGGGGAUGUUCUAUAUUACUAGGGCCUGACCAGGAAAAACUCCAGGUUCUUAAAGGGAAACUCUACCCAAAAGCUAAAUUUUGGUAUUUGUUUCAUUAGUCCACUGUUGAUACAGUCCCAAAAUGUUUUGCAUGUCAGCAAUUUAGUUUUCAAGAUAUUGGACUUUCAAGAACGAAAGUGUCACUGGCCACAUCAUCAUGAUGAUGCAAAAUGGGACUAUGAACAGUGGACUAAUGAAAAAAAUACCAAAAGAGUUUCCCUUUAACGGUACAUACAGUAUUGCUGAGAGGAGAGGAGCACUGGUACAGAGAGGGAAAAUAACUGUAGCUCAUUACAGUAGCAUAAGGGAUUUGAUGAAGGCUAUUCACUGAAGAGGUGGGUCUAUACUAAGUGUGUUUCACUGUGAUUGGGCAGGUACAACAUCAGUCAGAUGGAGGAGUGGCUGAGGGGGAAGAACCUUCACCAGAGCGGGGCGGUGGUUAACAUAGAGCCCGUUAUCCAGGCCGCCCAGCUGCUGCAGGUCAAGAAGAAGACGUCCCAGGACGCCGAGGCCAUCUGCUCCCUGUGCACUGUUCUCACAAUGCAACAGGUACACUUAAACACCUGUUACACAAACCUGUCACACAUCACCAAUCCUACAGCAUCCAGCACACAGAGCUCCACUCACAACUCUGACUAUGCCUCAACGUUCACAGGAAGAGUAUUAACCAGUGUCUUAUUUGUGGUACAGAUCGUGAAAAUUCUCAACCUCUACACCCCGCUCAACGAGUUUGAGGAAAGAGUCACUGUGUCCUUUAUCCGAAACAUCCAGGUAACGAUACUUCAUCUAUUUAAUCAGUUAUUUUCGGUCAAUUUUUAUAUUUAUUCUUUUAAAUAUAUUUUUCCACCAAAUGUUGUCUAUCUUGUUGUUCUCAGAAUCGUCUGCAGGAGAGGAAUGAUGUCCCAAGGCUCCUGGUGGACACCAAGCACACCUUCCCUGUCCUGUUCCCCUACACCCCUUCCGCCCUCAGCCUGGAGACCCUGCACAUCCCUGCCAACCUAAGCCUAGACUUCCUCACUCGAGUCUGAGGCUUCGGCGAGGCCUACCACAGGCCUGGUUCUUAGCAAAGAAGAGUAGAGCCCAACAGAGGGCCCUCUAACCUGGGUAACUUACUUCCAGCUGUUGAUCUCAACAGCAGAGGGCGACAAGACUACAGCACUCAAUGGAAGGCAAAGAACCUUCCAACUGACCAACAAUGGAGGCUGUCAAGUCUCUGUCUGUGUACAUACAGCAGAAUGUGUCUGUUAUCAAGUCAUCCUUUAUACCUGUCCAUAACUGCAGCUUCCCUUGGUGUCUUCUCCAUUGGACUAUUGAGAUGCUGUGCUUCAAUGAUUAACCAUCAGCUCUGUCCCAUCCAGUCAUUUAUUUUAUUCACUGUAAGAAGUCUUUAUGGUGAGCCCACUGUAAUUAAUUCCUCUCACAGAUUAAUUGAAUCUGUGUAAAUGUGUGCUCUCACACUUCCAUUGACAAAGCAUUAAUUCCCAGUUAGCCACUCUGCCUUGUUCUACCGUGUCAGCCUCUGUCUUCCUCAUGAUGAGUUAAAUCUCUAUGUUCUCAGCCUUACUCCUCUCUAGGAGCAGACAGGAGCAGCACUGCAUUGCAGUGGCUCUGUUUGUGACUCACACUGCACAGCCCUGUAGCUCUUCUGCUCUCUAUCCUUCCUACGCCUUGAGGAAUCCUCAGUCUUCUGAGGCUCAACUUUUAUUUGGUAUCUCACAUAAAUAGCUGUUUCUUCUGUGUUCAGAUAAGAGCACACAGUCUCCUGCUACACUACAUGGUCCAGGAAGUCCGAAGCGCUCAACAGAGAGAUGUGUUGUUUGUUUUUACUCUGAAUUAAAUUUAACUGACUCUGCCAUCUCAUUGAAAUGUUCGGUAUCAUCUCAGAAUAAGGAGAAACAAAGCCAAGCUUUAUGUAAGUGAGGAUUAAGUCCGAUAGAUGCAUGUGUCGGUGAAGUUGAGUAGAGAGAAAGUGCAUUUUAAAAUGGGACUAGAGAGGUGCAAUACAUGAGACACUGAGUGUCCUGUGCAGAGUAAGGUAACAGCAAUUCCAGCAGGACAGUCUUAGCCUGGUU